AUGAGGAAAAGUAAUGUGUUAAUUUACAGUAUAUUUACAGUAAAGGAGUUAAUGGCAUGACAUCAUGGAAGAUAUGGAUAAGAUCUAACAUUUAAUUGUGCUUAGUGUUAAACAGUAUCUCCCAUAGUGCUUAGUGUUAUACAGUAUCCCCCUUAGUGUUAUAUCUCCCAUAGUGUUAUAUCUCCCUUAGUGUUAUAUCUCCCUUAGUGUUAUAUCUCCCAUAGUGCUUAGUGUUAUAUCUCCCAUAGUGUUAUAUCUCCCAUAGUGUUAUAUCCCCCUUAGUGUUAUAUCUCCCUUAGUGUUAUAUCUCCCUUAGUGUUAUAUCUCCCUUAGUGUUAUAUCUCCCUUAGUGUUAUAUCUCCCUUAGUGUUAUAUCUCCCUUAGUGUUAUAUCGCCCAUAGUGUUAUAUCGCCCAUAGUGUUAUAUCGCCCUUAGUGUUAUAUCGCCCUUAGUGUUAUAUCUCCCAGUGUUAUAUCUCCCUUAGUGUUAUAUCUCCCAUAGUGAUAUAUCUCCCAUAGUGUUAUAUCUCCCAUAGUGUCAUAUCUCCCUUAGUGUCAUAUCUCCCUUAGUGUCAUAUCUCCCUUAGUGUCAUAUCUCCCUUAGUGUUAUAUCUCCCUUAGUGUUAUAUCUCCCUUAGUGUUAUAUCUCCCUUAGUGUUAUAUCUCCCUUAGUGUCAUAUCUCCCUUAGUGUCAUAUCUCCCAUAGUGUUAUAUCUCCCAUAGUGCUUAGUGUUAUAUCUCCCUUAGUGUUAUAUCUCCCUUAGUGUUAUAUCUCCCAUAGUGCUUAGUGUUAUAUCUCCCUUAGUGUUAUAUCUCCCUUAGUGUUAUAUCUCCCUUAGUGUUAUAUCUCCCUUAGUGUUAUAUCUCCCUUAGUGUUAUAUCUCCCAUAGUGUUAUAUCUCCCAUAGUGCUUAGUGUUAUAUCUCCCUUAGUGUUAUAUCUCCCUUAGUGUUAUAUCUCCCUUAGUGUUAUAUCUCCCUUAGUGUCAUAUCUCCCUUAGUGUCAUAUCUCCCAUAGUGUUAUAUCUCCCAUAGUGUUAUAUCUCCCAUAGUGUUAUAUCUCCCUUAGUGUUACAUCUCCCUUAGUGUUAUAUCUCCCAUAGUGCUUAGUGUUAUAUCUCCCUUAGUGUUAUAUCUCCCUUAGUGUUAUAUCUCCCUUAGUGUUAUAUCUCCCAUAGUGUUAUAUCUCCCAUAGUGCUUAGUGUUAUAUCUCCCUUAGUGUUAUAUCUCCCUUAGUGUUAUAUCUCCCAUAGUGCUUAGUGUUAUAUCUCCCUUAGUGUCAUAUCUCCCUUAGUGUUAUAUCUCCCUUAGUGUUAUAUCUCCCUUAGUGUUAUAUCUCCCAUAGUGCUUAGUGUUAUAUCUCCCAUAGUGUUAUAUCUCCCAUAGUGCUUAGUGUCAUAUCUCCCUUAGUGUUAUAUCUCCCAUAGUGCUUAGUGUUAUAUCUCUAUCAGAGAGAGACUGACCCUUGGUGCAGGUAUGCCAGCAUACUGUCCAGCAGACAGAGUUUCCCACUAGCCUGGAUCAGAUGCUCUCCCAUCUCAAACGGCUCUGGUUCCACACCUAGAGAGGAAAGGCAGACUAACAUCAGUUUUUCAGUUAGUGGCACCAGCCCAUGAUUUGGUCGCACCAAAAAUAAUUUACCCCGCCACGCAAUAUAACUAUUUUGUAUCACCUUCUAAAGUCAUUCACAGAGCUUUAUUCACUACUGUAAUAGACUACUGAGAUGGUAUUGAAGAAAUAUGUUGUUUCAUCAUUCAUUCAUUCUGUGAUUCAAAAUAUUUUAAUGUGCAACCUAAUCCAGUGAUUGUCAUGCAUUUUGUGUUGACCAUUAAGCUACCGCUGUUAUAUUUUACUGUUAAAAUAGGGCUCCAGAAUGUUCUGACAUGUUUCAAUAGAUUUGAUCGAUUGAUUUAUGUUAUUAUAGUGUCAUGCAUCUUCAAGAUGCCCAGCCCACAUAGGCUUAUGAGACACUAUUUGUUGUAUACAAAUAAAAUGAUCAUACUUACACUACCGUUCAAAAGUUUGGGGUCACUUAGAAAUGUCCUUGUUUGGAAUGCUGACCUUCUAGGCAGAGUUGCAAUGAAAAAGCCAUAUCUCAGACUGCCCAUCCUAAUCUUUUAUUUUUAUUGGCCAGUCUGACAUAUGGCUUUUUCUUUGCAACUCUGCCUAGAAGGUCAGCAUCCCGGAGUCGCCUCUUCACUGUUGACGUUGAGACUGGUGUUUUGCGGGUACUAUUUAAUGAAGCUGCCGGUUGAGGACCUGUGAGGCGUCUGUUUCUCAAACUAGACACUCUAAUAUAGUCCCAUGUAGCUCAGUUGGUAGAGCAUGGCGCUUGCAACGUCAGGGUUGUGGGUUCGAUUCCCACGGGGGACCAGUAUGAAAAUGUAUGCACUCACUAACUGUAAGUCGCUCUGGAUAAGAGCGUCUGCUAAAUGUAAAUGUAAAAUGUAAUGUAUUUGUCCUCUUGCUCAGUUGUGCGCCGGGGCCUCCCACUCCUCUUUCUAUUCUGGUUAGAGCCAGUUUGCGCUGUUCUGUGAAGAGAGUAGUACACAGCGUUGUACGAGAUCUUCAGUUUCUUGGCAAUUUCUCGCAUGGAAUAACCUUCAUUUCUCAGAACAAGAAUAGACUGACGAGUUUCAGAAGAAAGUUAUUUGUUUCUGGGCAUUUUGGCCUGUUAUAAAACCCACAAUUGCUGAUGCUCCAGAUACUCAACUAGUCUCAAGAAGGCCAGUUUUAUUGCUUCUUUAAUCAGCACAACAGUUUUCAGCUGUGCUAACAUAAUUGCAAAAGGGUUUUCUAAUUAGCAAACACAACGUGCCAUUGGAACACAGGACUGAUGGUUGCUGAUAAUGGGCCUCUGUACGCCUAUGUAGAUAUUCCAUAAAAAAUCUGUCGUUUCCAGCUACAAUAACCAUUUACAACAUUAACAAUGUCUACACUGUAUUUCUGAUCCAUUUGAUGUUAUUUUAAAAUGGACAAAAAAAAUGGCUUUUCUUUCGAAAACAAGGACAUUUCUAAGUGACCCCAAACUUUUGCACGGUAGUGUAUAUACACUGAACAAAAAUAUAAAAUCAACAUGUAAAGUGGUGAUCCCAUUUUUCAUGAGCUGAAAUAAAAGAUCCCAGAUAUUUUCCAUACGCACAAAAAGCUUAUUUCGCACAAAUUGUGCGCACAAAUUUGUUUACUUCCCUGUUAGUGAGCAUUUCUCCUUUGCUAAGAUAAUUCAUCCACCUGACAGGUGUGGCAUAUCAAUAAGCUGAUUAAACAGCAUGGUCAUUACACAGGUGCACCUUGUGCUGGGACAAUAAAAGACCACUCUACAAUGUGCGGUUUUGUCACAAAACACAAUGCCACAGAUGUCUCAAGUUUUUAGGGAGCAUACAAUUGGCAUGCUGGCUGCAGGAGUGUCCACCAGAGCUGUUGAAUGUUCAUUUCUCUACUAAAACGUUGUGUUUUAGAGAAUUUAGCAGUACGUCAAACUGGCCUCACAACCGCAGACCAUGUGUAACCAUGCCAGCCCAGGACCUCCACAUCCAGUUUCUUCAUCUGCGGGAUCGUUUGAGACCAGCCACCCGGACAGCUGAUGAAACUGUGUCUUUGCAACCGAAGAAUUUCUGCACAAACUGUCAGAAACCGUCUCAGGGAAGCUCAUCUGCGUGCUCGUCGUCCUCACCAGAUCGGUGUCGUAACCAACUUCAGUGGUCAAAUGCUCACCUUCGAUGGCCACUGGUACGCUGGUAUCACGGAUGAAUCCCGGUUUCAACUGUACCGGGCAGAUGGCGUCUUGUGGGCGAGCGAUUUGCUGAUGUCAACUGUUGUGAACAGAGUGCCCCAUGGUGGCAGUGGGGUUAUGAUAUGGGCAGGCAUAAGCUACGGACAAUGAACACAAUUGUAUUUUAUCGAUGUCAAUUUGAAUGCACAGAGAUACAGUGAUGAGAUCCUGAGGUCCAUUGUCGUGCCAUUCAUCCGCCGCCAUCACCUCAUGUUUCAGCAUGAUAAUGCACGACCCCAUGUCGCAAGGAUCUGUACACAAUUCCUGGAAGCUGAAAAUGUCCCAGUUCUUCCAAGGCCUGAAUACUCACCAUACAUGUCACCCAUUGAGCAUGUUUGGGAUGCUCUGGAUCGACGUGUACGACAGCGUGUUCCAGUUCCCGCCAAUAUCCAGCAACUUCACACAGCCAUUGAAGAGGAGUGGGACAACAUUCCACAGGCCACAAUCAACAGCCUGAUCAACUCUAUGCGAAGGAGAGGUGUCGCGCUGCAUGAGGCAAAUGGUGGUCACACCAGAUACUCACUGGUUUUCUGAUCCACGCCUCUACUUUUUUUUACAGGUACACUGUAUAUACACAAAAGUAUGAUGAUUCGGCUAUUUCAGCCACACCCGUUGCUGACAGGUGUAGAAAAUCGAGCACACAGCCAUGCAAUCUCCAUAGACAAACAUUGGCAGUAGAAUGGCCGUACUGAAGAGCUCAGUGACUUUCAACGUGGCACCGUCAUAGGAUGCCACCUUUCCAACAAGUAAGUUCGUAAAAUGUCUGCCCUGCUAGAGAUGCCCCGGUCAACUGUAAGUGCUGUUAUUGUGAAGUGGAAACGUCUGGGAGCAACAACGGCUCAGCCGCAAAAUGGUAGGCCACACAAGCUCACAGAACAGGACCGCCGAGUGCUGAAGCGCGUAGAGAGUAAAACUCGUCUGUCCUCGGGUUGCAACACUCUGAAUUCCAAACUGCCUCUGGAAGCAACGUCAGCACAAGAACUGUUCGUCGGGAGCUUCAUGAAAUGGGUUUCCAUGGCCGCGCAGUGGCACACAAGCCUAAUAUCACCAUGCCCAAUGCCAAGCGUCGGCUGGAGUGGUGUAAAGCUGACUCUUGGACUCUGGAGCAGUGGAAACGCGUUCUUUGGAGUGAUGAAUCAUGCUUCACCAUCUGGCAGUCCGACGGACAAAUCUGGGUUUGGCGGAUGCCAGGAGAACGCUACCUGCCCCAAUGUUUGGUCGAGGAGGAAUAAUGGUCUGGGGCUGUUUUUCAUGGUUUGGGCUAGGCCUCUUAGUUCCAGUGAAGGGAAAUCUUAAUGCUACAGCAUACAAUGACAUUCUAGACGAUUCUGUGCUUCCAACUUUGUGGCAACAGUUUGGGGAAGGCCCUUUCCUGUUUCAGCAUGACAAUGCCCCCGUGCACAAAGCAAGGUCCAUACAGAAAUGGUUUGUCGAGAUCGGUAUGGAAUAACUUGACUGGCUUGCACAGAGCCCUGACCUCAACCCCAUCAAAACACCUUUGGGAUUAAUUGGAACGCCGACUGCGAGCCAGGCCUAAUCGCCCAACAUCAGUGCCUGACGUCACUAAUGCUCUUGUGGCUGAAUGGAAGCAAGUCCCUGCAGCAAUGUUCCAACAUCUAGUGGAAAGCCUUCCCAGAAGAGUGGAGGUUGUUAUAGCAGCAAAGGGGGGGGACCAACUCCAUAUUAAUACCCACGAUGUUGGAAUGAGAUGUUUGACGAGCAGGUGUCCACAUACCUUUGGUCAUGUAGUGCAUCUGUGACUAACAGAUGCUUAUCUGUAUUCCCAGUCAUGUGACAUCCAUAGAUUAGGGCCUAAUGAAUGCAUUUAAAUUGACCGAUUUCCUUCUAUGAACAGUAACUCAGUAAAAUCUUUGAAAUUGUUGCAUGUUGCAUUUAGAUUUUUGUUCAGUGUAUAUGUACACACGUACAUGAAUUUGCCUGCAUCUUUAUGUGCACCAAAUUAAUAUCAUAAGCUAAUUUAUUUAGGGCUAAUUCUUCACGUGAGUGGAAAUUCAAAAAUCAGUUGCUAGAUCGCUAUCUCUAAAUAUAUCACCCACUGCUAGUAGCCAUGUGUCCAUGUAAACGUAGCAGUUGCAGCCUCCCGGCCAAUCAGGCCUAUGCAAUCGCUCAGAGCUGAGAAUAAAAAAUUAUACCUACAGAAAUCUGAUAACCUCCUUUCUUCAACUGUGACAACAGGAUAGCUCUGCUUUCCCGCAAAUAUGAUUUUUAAAUGUUAUACAAUUAGAAACCUUUUCUCCCAGAGUAUUUUUUUCCCCGGGAAAGGAGAGAGAGUGGCUGGACAUAGCAGCAGGCCCCAGCGAAACAGGUACAGGGGCAGGCAGGAGAGAGAGUGGCUGGACAUAGCAGCAGGCCCCAGCGAAACAGGUACAGGGGCAGGCAGGAGAGAGAGUGGCUGGACAUAGCAGCAGGCCCCAGCGAACAGGUACAGGGGCAGGCAGGAGAGAGAGUGGCUGGACAUAGCAGCAGGCCCCAGCGAAACAGGUACAGGGGCAGGCAGGAGAGAGAGUGGCUGGACAUAGCAGCAGGCCCCAGCGAAACAGGUACAGGGGCAGGCAGGAGAGAGAGUGGCUGGACAUAGCAGCAGGCCCCAGCGAAACAGGUACAGGGGCAGGCAGGAGAGAGAGUGGCUGGACAUAGCAGCAGGCCCAGCGAAACAGGUACAGGGGCAGGCAGGAGAGAGAGUGGCUGGACAUAGCAGCAGGCCCCAGCGAAACAGGUACAGGGGCAGGCAGGAGAGAGAGUGGCUGGACAUAGCAGCAGGCCCCAGCGAAACAGGUACAGGGGCAGGCAGGAGAGAGAGUGGCUGGACAUAGCAGCAGGCCCAGCGAAACAGGUACAGGGGCAGGCAGGAGGAGAGAGUGGCUGGACAUAGCAGCAGGCCCCAGCGAAACAGGUACAGGGGCAGGCAGGAGAGAGAGGUGGCUGGACAUAGCAGCAGGCCCCAGCGAAACAGGUACAGGGGCAGGCAGGAGAGAGAGUGGCUGGACAUAGCAGCAGGCCCCAGCGAAACAGGUACAGGGGCAGGCAGGAGAGAGAGUGGCUGGACAUAGCAGCAGGCCCCAGCGAAACAGGUACAGGGGCAGGCAGACAUUUCAUUACAGGAACCAUGAGGAUAAUGUGCUUUACUGGUGACCAUGUAGAAUGUGCAGCUCGCACUGAGCCGACCAAUUAAAAAAAUAUACCUCGCACAGCCAAGUCAAAAGGGUUGCAAAAUGCGACUAAAUGGUCGCAGUCUGGAGCCCUGAAAGGACAGGAGAUGAAAGCUUGACACAAACAAUAACCACCUCCAGCAGUAAAGGCUCGGGUUCAUGCUCAGCGCUGCCUUCAAGCCCAAACAGGUAGGGGUGGGCCACACAGCUCUAAACCAAUAGGAUCUCACCAUCAAACAGGUAGGGGUGGUCCACACAGCUCUAAACCAAUAGGAUCUCACCAUCAAACAGGUAGGGAUGGGCCACACAGCUCUAAACCAAUAGGAUCUCACCAUCAAACAGGUAGGGAUGGGCCACACAGCUCUAAACCAAUAGGAUCUCACCAUCAAACAGGUAGGGAUGGGCUACACAGCUCUAAACCAAUAGGAUCUCACCAUCAAACAGGUAGGGGUGGUCCACACAGCUCUAAACCAAUAGGAUCUCACCAUCAAACAGGUAGGGAUGGGCCACACAGCUCUAAACCAAUAGGAUCUCACCAUCAAACAGGUAGGGAUGGGCUACACAGCUCUAAACCAAUAGGAUUCACCAUCAAACAGUAGGGGGGUCCAACACUCAAACAAUAGGAUCUCACUCAAACAGGGGGGCACAGCUCUAAACAAUAGGAUCUCACAUCAAACAGGUAGGGGUGGUCCACACAGCUCUAAACCAAUAGGAUCUCACCAUCAAACAGGUAGGGAUGGGCCACACAGCUCUAACCCAAUAGGAUCUCACCAUCAAACAGGUAGGGAUGGGCUACACAGCUCUAAACCAAUAGGAUCUCACCAUCAAACAGGUAGGGGUGGUCCACACACUUCCUGAGCUGCAUCAGUAUAUUAAGCAGUCUGGUCUUGUUGCCCUGCUCAUUCCCAAAGGCAUCUAGAAACACAACAGCAGUUAGCUACGGUCAGUUGCUUCCCAAUGGAAUAGGUUCAGUUUAAGUUGCUGAUCUCUUACCAACUCCAUUGCUGUCAUUGGCAAGCCAAAUCCAAACUGUUUGGCAUUACCAUUCCAUAAAGACAAGUUGGCAAGAGAGCAGAAACAGACAGCCAACCAGGGCUAGUAUUUCAGAAACAGACAGCCAACCAGGGCUAGUAUUUCAGAAACAGACAGCCAACCAGGGCUAGUAUUUCAGAAACAGACAGCCAACCAGGGCUAGUAUUUCAGAAACAGACAGCCAACCAGGGCUAGUAUUUCAGAAACAGACAGCCAACCAGGGCUAGUAUUUCAGAAACAGACAGCCAACCAGGGCUAGUAUUUCAGAAACAGCCAACCAGGGCUAGUAUUUCAGAAACAGACAGCCAACCAGGGCUAGUAUUUCAGAAACAGACAGCCAACCAGGGCUAGUAUUUCAGAAACAGACAGCCAACCAGGGCUAGUAUUUCAGUCUCACACAGGUCCUUCAUGAGUAUAGCCUUAUAAUAUCUCUUCUGCAAGGCAGACAGGCCGUGGUACAUCAGGAUCUCCGUCUUCAUGGGGAGGUCAGCUGCUACCUCCGCCUUUACCCUCCUCAGCAGGAAGGGCUGCAGCACACUCUGGAGAGCACUGGCUGGAGAGAGAUACACAGAGAACACUGCUGUCAGACAUGUCGGGUUCACAGAGAUUCAGUCUUUAUCAUGAUGAUGGAGCUGCCCGCUUGGUUUCAAUGGGACUUCCUGGAUAAAUAAAAAGGUUCAAUCAAAUAAUAAAAAGUACACAUACACUUAGGGUUGUGGCGGUCAGGACAUUUCGUCAGCCGGUGAUUGGUCAAGCAAAUAACUGCCGGUCUCACGGUAACUGACCGUUAAUUAACAUAAACACAUUUAGCAUCUCCUGGCUUCCACACACAGCCUACAAGCCACUGAUGCAGACCUUUGGAACAUCUACAUUUUAAAAAGUCUAAUAAAUCCAUGUAAUAUAGCCUACACCUUCACAAUAAAUCCAUUAUUUAUUUUAGACAGGUCUAAAGAAAAAAGAUAUGAAGAAAAUGUAGUCUAUUUCAGAAGAACAGAAUAGCAUACUGAGUCGUCCUUAUGUUAGGUCCUGAUUUUUUACAUUUACAUUUUAGUCAUUUAGCAGACGCUCUUAUCCAGAGCGACUUGCAGUUAGUGAAUGCAUAAAUUUUUCAUACUGGCCCCCCGUGGGAAACGAACCCACAACCCUGGCGUUGCAAGCGCCAUGCUCUACCAACUGAGCUACAGGAGGCCUGAUCUGGCUAUGCCAUAUGGCUGUGGGCUACACUCAUUUAGCAGACAAGAUUUGCUUAGAAUUCCGUGGCGGUAUUUAUAGUAUUUUAUAGUAUGAAGAAUACAACUGAACAAAGCUGAAUAAAAUAGAAAGGAUAUUUUCUCCAAACGAUUUGAGGGAGUGUGCACAUGUGGCUAUUCUGUGUUGAGCGGUUAACAAUGAAACAGGUCCUCCUAUAUGCUUAAUUAAGAGUUAUUAAUGCAACUUUAGUUGUGAUAAUGUUGGCCUAUAUGUUUUGAUUUUUAAUACAUUGUAAGGCUGCAUGAUGAGACUAAUGAUGAUUUGAAAAAAGUCUCUUGAAAGGCAUGAGCUCUGCUUUGUUUUUUGCGCAGGCUGUACACACUUCAUCAGUCUCUCAUUCACAAUUUGACAAGCACUUGAUAAUGCCUCGAAUUUCACGGCACAUCCACUUUGUGGCAGUAAUGCACCCUAAAACAAUCCAUGCCUUUUGCGGCCCAGAGUGCUGCGCUGUGCCCUUCUCCCUGACCGUGCUGCGCAAUCCGAAACGUCUCUCACUCAUACGGCUCUCCGUCACUUUAUGGGGUCUUUCUCACUGGCUACAAGUAAAAACAAUUUUUUUUUUCCUUUUUUUUUGUCAUUUAGCAGACGCUCUUAUCCAGAGCGACUUACAGGAGCAAUUAGGGUUAAGUGCCUUGCUCAAGGGCACAUCGACAGAUUUUUCACCUAGUCGGCUCGGGGAUUAGAACCAGCGACCUUUCGGUUACUGGCACAACGCUCUUAACCACUAAGCUACCUGCCGCCCCAGUUAAGACAGACACAUCGGGGACGCAACUGCGCACGUCCUUAUCCAAUUCCGAGGUACAUAUUGCAGAUGUUGGAAGAACUGUCCACAUUUACUUUUCGUCAGCCAACAAGAUGAGUAGGCCUAACGAACAGCAAAAGGACUAGCCUAUGUCAAUCUACUGAUGGGUUCUUACUUAUAAACUAGAAAUAUCCUUAAUCAUGUCACAGGGGGAGAGAGAGGAAUACAGGACGUGUAAGUACUGGCAGAACAUGUUAUUGUUAAUUAUCAAGUAUCCUAUGGAAAUGAGGAGCGCCAUAGUCUGGUUUCUACACCAGAAGUUGAUGGUUAUCAGUAGGAGGAAUGUAUAUGGUGGACGCAAUCACAUGGUUGCAGUCACUGAUACGGGUGGAGAGCUGUGGAUCAGUGAGGAGUGAGGUCAGGUCAGGUCACAUUAAGGGAGAAGGAGCAGUUUAUUGUCUGCAUCACUUAACUUCCUGCCUAGCAAUAAACAUGUAAUGUUUAGAGGGAAAGGAGGAUACUUCACCCAAAUUGGUAUAUAUAUUUACAUUUUAGUCAUUGUGGAAACAGGUCUAUUUUUUUUUUUUUUUUUUUUUUUUAGGGGGUAGAUCAGCUUUAAUAUUGCAGAUAGAUUGUAGCUUCCAUCAAUGUAAUUGUCUGCAUCACUUCCAAUCCCCCAUAUGGUUUUUUUUAGGGGGUAGAUCAGCUUUAAAUAUUGCAGAUAGAUUGUAGCUUCCAUCAAUCUAAUUGUCUGCAUCACUUCCAAUCCCCCGUGGUUUUUUUCUCGCCUAUAUACACUGCUCAAAAAGAUAAAGGGAACACUUAAACAACACAAUGUAACUCCAAGUCAAUCACACUUCUGUGAAAUCAAACUGUCCACUUAGGAAGCAACACUGAUUGACAAUACAUUUCACAUGCUGUUGUGCAAAUGGAAUAGACAACAGGUGGAAAUUAUAGGCAAUUAGCAAGACACCCCCAAUAAAGGAGUGGUUCUGCAGGUGGUGACCACAGACCACUUCUCAGUUCCUAUGCUUCCUGGCUGAUGUUUUGGUCACUUUUGAAUGCUGGCGGUGCUUUCACUCUAGUGGUAGCAUGAGACGGAGUCUACAACCCACACAAGUGGCUCAGGUAGUGCAGCUCAUCCAGGAUGGCACAUCAAUGCGAGCUGUGGCAAGAAGGUUUGCUGUGUCUGUCAGCGUAGUGUCCAGAGCAUGGAGGCGCUACCAGGAGACAGGCCAGUACAUCAGGAGACAUGGAGGAGGCCGUAGGAGGGCAACAACCCAGCAGCAGGACCGCUAUCUCCGCCUUUGUGCAAGGAGGAGCAGGAGGAGCACUGCCAGAGCCCUGCAAAAUCACCUCCAGCAGGCCACAAAUGUGCAUGUGUCUGCUCAAACGGUCAGAAACAGACUCCAUGAGGGUGGUAUGAGGGCCCGACGUCCACAGGUGGGGGUUGUGCUUACAGCCCAACACCGUGCAGGACGUUUGGCAUUUGCCAGAGAACACCAAGAUUGGCAAAUUCGCCACUGGCGCCCUGUGCUCUUCACAGAUGAAAGCAGGUUCACACUGAGCACAUGUGACAGACGUGACAGAGUCUGGAGACGCCGUGGAGAACGUUCUGCUGCCUGCAACAUCCUCCAGCAUGACCGGUUUGGCGGUGGGUCAGUCAUGGUGUGGGGUGGCAUUUCUUUGGGGGGCCGCACAGCCCUCCAGAGGUAGCCUGACUGCCAUUAGGUACCGAGAUGAGAUCCUCAGACCCCUUGUGAGACCAUAUGCUGGUGCGGUUGGCCCUGGGUUCCUCCUAAUGCAAGACAAUGCUAGACCUCAUGUGGCUGGAGUGUGUCAGCAGUUCCUGCAAGAGGAAGGCAUUGAUGCUAUGGACUGGCCCGCCCGUUCCACCAGACCUGAAUCCAGUUGAGCACAUCUGGGACAUCAUGUCUCGCUCCAUCCACCAACGCCACGUUGCACCACAGACUGUCCAGGAGUUGGCGGAUGCUUUAGUCCAGGUCUGGGAGGAGAUCCCUCAGGAGACCACCCGCCACCUCAUCAGGAGCAUGCCCAGGCGUUGUAGGGAGGUCAUACAGGCACGUGGAGGCCACACACACUACUGAGCCUCAUUUUGACUUGUUUUAAGGACAUUACAUCAAAGUUGGAUCAGCCUGUAGUGUGGUUUUCCACUUUAAUUUUGAGGGUGACUCCAAAUCCAGACCUCCAUGGGUUGAUAAAUUUGAUUUCCAUUGAUAAUUUUUGUGUGAUUUUGUUGUCAGCACAUUCAACUAUGUAAAGAAAAAAUUAUUUAAUAAGAUUAUUUCAUUCAUUCAGAUCUAGGAUGUGUUAUUUUAGUGUUCCCUUUAUUUUUUUGAGCAGUGAAUAUAUAUAUAUAUAUAUAUACAUAUACACACACACACACACACAUACAUAUAUAUAUAUAUAUAAUAUAUGCCAUUUAGCAGACGCUUUUAUCCAAAGCGACUUACAGUGAUGCGUGCAUACAUAUAUUUAUUUUGUGUAUGGGUGGUCCCGGGGCUCGAACCCACUACCUUGGCGUUACAAGCGCCGUGCUCUACCAGCUGAGCUACAGAGUGUGUAUGGAUGUAUACAUACAUCCAUACACACAUCCUUUUUUAAAUGAUAUUUCCCUUCAUUACUUUCCAACCCCACCACCCCUUCCCCAAUUGGAGUAAAUUAUUGAACAACAACGCUUAGGCCUCUACUUCCAGCCCAUACAUACUAUAUACAUUUUAUGGACACAGUCAAAUUCUACAAUAAUUAUAUAUUGUUUGUUUUUACUCCUGAACUUCCUCAGCUACUUGAUUGGAGUCCACCUGUGGUAAAUUCAACUGAUUGGAAAAGACUCUUCCUAGAGCUGGCCGCCCGGCCAAACUGAGCAAUCGGGGGAGAAGGGCCUUGGUCAGGGAGGUGACCAAGAACCUGAUGGUCACUCUGACAGAGCUCCAGAGUUCCUUUGUGGAGAUGGGAGAAUCUUCCAGAAGGACAACCAUCUCCACCUUUAUGGUAGAGUGGCCAGACGGAAGCCAUUCCUCAGUAAAAGGCACAUGACAGCCCGCUUGGAGUUUGCCAAAAGGCACCUAAAGACUCUCUGACCAUGAGAAACAAGAUUCUCUGGUCUGAUGAAAACAAGAUUGAACUCUUUGGCCUGAAUACCAAGCGUCACGUCUGAAAGAAACCUGGCACCAUCCCUACGGUGAAGCACGGUGGCAGCUUCAUGCUGUGGGGAUGUUUUUUUGCGGCAGGGACUGGGAGACUAGUCAGGAUCGUGGGAAAGAUGAACGGAGCAAAGUACAGAGAGAUACUUCAUGAAACCUGUUCCAGAACGGUCAGGACCUCAGACUGGGGCGAAGGUUCACCUUCCAACAGGACAAUAACCCUAAGCACACAGCUAAGGCAAUGCAGGAGUGGCUUAGGGACAAGUCUCUGAAUGUCCUUGAGUGGCCCAUCCAGAGCCCGGACUUGAACCCGAUCGAACAUCUCUGGAGAGACCUGAAAAUAGCUGUGCAGCGACGCUCCCCAUCCAACCUGACAGAGCUUGAGAGGAUCUGCAGAGAAGAAUGGGAGAAACUCCCCAAAUACAGGUGUGCCAAGCUUGUAGCGUCAUACCCAAGAAGUCUCUAGGUUGUAAUCGCUGCCAAAGGUGCUUCAACAAAGUACUGAGUAAAGGGUCUGAAUACUUAUGAAAAUUUGAUAUUUCAGUUUUUUAUUUUUAAUACAUUUGCAAACAUUUCUAAAAAAAACUGUUUUUGCUUUGUCAUUUUGGGGUAUUGCGUGUAGAUUGAUGAGGGGAAAAAACUAUUUAAUCAAUUUUAGAAUAAGGCUGGAAAAAGUCAAGGGGUCUGAAUACUUUCCGAAUGCACAUAAUCCAUAUCUCAAUUGUCCCAAGGCUUAAAAAUCCUUCUUUAACCUGUCUCCUCCCCUUCAUCUACACUGAUUGAAAUGGAUUUAACAAGUGACAUGAAUAAGGGAUCAUAGCUUUCACCUGGAUUAGUCAGUCUAUGUCAUGGAAACAGCAUGUGUUCUUACAUUGCACUGUACACUACCGGUCAAACGUUUUAGAACACAUUUUUACAUUUACAUUUUAGUCAUUUUAGCAGACGCUCUUAUCCAGAGCAACUUACAGGAGCAAUUAGGGUUAAGUGCCUUGCUCAAGGGCACAGACAGAUUUUUCACCUGCCGCCCCUACUCAUUCAAGGGCUUUUCUUUAUUUGUACUAUUUUCUACAUUGUAGAAUAAUAGUGAAGACAUCAACACUAUGAAAUAACACAAUUGGAAUCAUGUAGUAACCAAAAAAGUGUUAAACAAGCUGGUUUGAGAUUCUGGGAGAAUUUCUUUACAUACACUUAGGUUGGAGUCAUUAAAACUCAUUUUUCAACCACUCCACAAAUGUCUUGUUAACAAACUAUAGUUUUGUCAAGUCGGUUAGGACAUCUACUUUGUGCAUGACACAAGUAAUUUUUCCAACAAUUGUUUACAGACAGAUUAUUUCACUUAUAAUUCACUGUAUCACAAUUCCAGUGGGUCAGAAGUUUACAUAAACUAAGUUGACUGCCUUUAAACAGCUUGGAAAAUUCCAGAAAAUGAUGUCAUGGCUUUAGAAGCUUCUGAUAGGCUAAUUGACAUCAUUUGAGUCAAUUGGAGGUGUACCUGUGGAUGUAUUUCAAGGCCUACCUUCAAACUCAGUGCCUCUUUACUUGACAUUAUGGGAAAAUCUAAAGAAAUCAGCCAAGACCUCAGAAGAAAAAUCUGUCUGGUUCAUCCUUGGGAGCAAUUUCCAAACGCCUGAAGGUACCACGUUCAUCUGUACAAACAAUAGUACGCACGUAUAAACACCAUGAAACCACGCAGCCGUCAUACCGCUCAGGAAGGAGACGCGUUCUGUCUCCUAGAGAUGAACGUACUUUGGUGCGAAAAGUGCAAAUCAAUCCCAGAAUAACAGCAAAGGACCUUGUGAAGAUGCUGGAGGAAACAGGUACAAAAGUAUCUAUAUCCACAGUAAAACGAGUCCUAUAUCGACAUAACCUCGCAAAAGUAUUGGUUUCUUGCACAUAAAUAUCAGAAGUCUACUUCCUAAGUUUGAGUUAUUCACUGCGUUAGCACACUCUGCCAACCCUGAUGUUCUAGCAGUGUCUGAAUCCUGGCUCAGGAAGGCCACCAAAAAUUCUGAAAUUUCCAUCCCCAACUAUAACAUUUUCCGUCUAGAUAGAACUGCCAAAGGGGGUGGAGUUGCAAUCUACUGUAGAGAUAGCCUGCAGAGCUCUAUCAUACUAUCCAGGUCUGUGCCCAAACAGUUUGAGCUUCUACUUCUAAAAAUCCACCUUUCCAGAAAUAAGUCUCUCACUGUUGCCGCUUGCUACAGACCCCCCUCAGCCCCCAGCUGUGCCCUGGACACCAUAUGUGAAUUGAUUGCCCCCCAUUUAUCCUCUGAGUUUGUACUGCUUGGUGACCUAAAUUGGGAUAUGCUUAAUACCCCAGCCAUCCUACAAUCCAAGCUAGAUGCCCUCAACCUCACGCAAAUUAUCAACGAACCUACCAGGUACAACCCUAAAUCCUUAAACAUGGGUACCCUCAUAGAUAUCAUCCUGACUAACAUACCCUCUAAAUACACCUCAGCUGUCUUCAACCAGGAUCUCAGCGAUCACUGCCUUAUUGCCUGCGUCCGUAACGGGUCUGCGGUCAAACGACCACCCCUCAUCACUGUCAAACGCUCCCUAAAACACUUUAGCGAGGAGGCCUUCCUAAUUGACCUGGCCCAGGUAUCCUGGAUGGAUAUAGAUCUCAUUCCGUCAGUAGAGGAUGCCUGGUUGUUCCUUAAAAGUAAUUUCCUCUCAAUCUUAAAUAAACAUGCCCCAUUCAAAAAAUACAGAACUAAGAACCGAUAUAGCCCCUGGUUCUCCUCAGACUUGACUGCCCUUGACCAGCACAAAAACAUCCUGUGGCGUACAGCAUUAGCAUCAAAUAGCCCCCGCGAUAUGCAACUUUUCAGGGAAGUUAGGAACCAAUAUACACAAGCAGUCAGGAAAGCAAAGGCUAACUUUUUCAAACAGAAAUUUGCAUCCUGUAGCACUAACUCCAAAAAGUUUUGGGACACUGUAAAGUCCAUGGAGAAUAAGAGCACUUCCUCCCAGCUGCCCACUGCACUGAGGCUAGGAAACACUAUCACCACCGAUAAAUCUACAAUAAUCAAGAAUUUCAACAAGCAUUUUGCUACAGCUGGCCAUGCUUUCCAUCUGGCUACCACUAACCCGGCCACCAACUCUGCACCCUCUGCUGCAACUUGCCCAUGCCCCCCCCGCUUCUCCUUCACACAAAUUCAGACAGCUGAUGUUUUGAAAGCGCUGCAAAAUCUGGACCCCUACAAAUCAGCUGGGCUAGACAAUCUGGACCCUUUCUUUCUAAAACUAGCCGCCGAAAUUGUCGCAACCCCUAUUACUAGUCUGUUCAACCUCUCUUUCAUAACGUCUGAGAUCCCCAGAGAUUGGAAAGCUGCCGCGGUCAUCCCCCUCUUCAAAGGGGGUGACACUCUAGAUCCAAACUGCUACAGACCUAUAUCCAUCCUGCCCUGCCUUUCGAAAGUAUUCGAAAGCCAAGUUAACAAACAGAUCACCGACCAUUUCGAAUACCACCGUACCUUCUCCGCUAUGCAAUCCGGUUUCCGAGCUGGUCACGGGUGCACUUCAGCCACGCUCAAGGUCCUAAACGAUAUUAUAACCACGAUUGAUAAUAGACAGUACUGUGCAGCCGUCUUCAUCGACCUGGCCAAGGCUUUCGACUCUGUCAACCACCGCAUUCUUAUUGGCAGACUAAAUAGCCUUGGUUUCUCAAAUGACUGCCUCGCCUGGUUCACCAACUACUUCUCAGAUAGAGUUCAGUGUGUCAAAUCGGAGGGCCUGUUGUCUGGACCUAUGGCAGUCUCUAUGGGGGUGCCACAGGGUUCAAUUCUUGGGCCGACACUUUUCUCCGUGUAUAUCAAUGAUGUCGCUCUUGCUGCUGGUGACUCUCAGAUCCACCUCUACGCAGACGACACCAUUUUGUAUACAUCUGGCCCUUCAUUGGACACUGUGUUAACAAACCUCCAAACGAGCUUCAAUGCCAUACAACACUCCUUCAGUAGCCUCCAACUGCUCUUAAACACUAGUAAAACUAAAUGCAUGCUUUUCAAUCGAACGCUGCUAGCACCCGCCCACCCGACUAGAAUCACCACUCUCGACGGGUCUGACCUAGAGUAUGUGGACAACUACAAAUAUCUAGGUGUCUGGUUAGACUGUAAACUCAACUUCCAGACUCACAUAAAGAAUCUCCAAUCCAAAGUUAAAUCUAGAAUCGGCUUCCUAUUUCGCAACAAAGCCUCCUUCACUCAUGCUGCCAAACAUGCCCUCGUAAAACUGACUAUCCUACCGAUCCUUGACUUCGGCGAUGUCAUUUACAAAAUAGCCUCCAACACUCUACUCAGCAAAUUGGAUGUAGUCUAUCACAGUGCCAUCCGUUUUGUCUCCAAAGCCCCAUACACUACCCACCACUGUGACCUGUACGCUCUUGUUGGCUGGUCCUCACUACAUGUUCGUCGUCAAACCCACUGGCUCCAGGCCAUCUAUAAAUCACUGCUAGGCAAAUCCCCGCCUUAUCUUAGCUCAUUGGUCACCAUAGCAGCACCCACCCGUAGUCUGCGCUCCAGCAGGUAUAUCUCACUGGUCAUUCCCAAAGCCAACACCUCCUUUGGCCGCCAUUCCUUCCAGUUCUCUGCUGCCAAUGACUGGAACGAAUUGCAAAAAUCUCUGAAGCUGGAGACUCUUAUCUCCCUCAAUAACUUUAAGCAUCAGUUGUCAGAGCACCUUACCGAUCACUGCACCUGUACACAGCCCAUCUGAAAUUAGCCCACCCAACUACCUCAUCCCUAUAUUGUUAUUUAUUUUGCUCUUUUGCACCCCAGUAUCUCUAUUUGCACAUCAUCUCUUGCACAUCUAGCAUUCCAGUGUUAAUACUAUUGUAAUUAUUCUGCACUAUAGCCUAUUUAUUGCCUUACCUCCAUAACUUGCUACAUUUGCACACACUGUAUAUAUAUUUUCUGUUGUAUUUCUGACUUUAUGUUUUUUUUACCCCAUAUGUAACUCUGUGUUGUUUUUAUUGCACUACUUUGCUUUAUCUUGGCCAGGUCGCAGUUGUAAAUGAGAACCUGUUCUCAACUGGCUUCCUGGUUAAAUAAAGGUGAAAUAAAAAAAUAAAAAAAACCUGAAAAGCCGCUCAGUAAGGAAGAAGCCACUGCUCCAAAACCGCCAUAAAAAAGCCAGAGUUCAAGUAACAUACACAUCUCAACAUCAACUGUUCAGAGGGGACUGUGUGAAUCAGGCCUUCAUGGUCGAAUUGCUGCAAAGAAACCACUACUAAAGGACACCAAUAAUAAGAAGAGACUUGCUUGGGCCAAGAAACACGAGCAAUGGACAUUAGACCGGUGGAAAUGUGUCCUUUGGUCUGGAGUCCAAAUUGGAGAUUUGUGGUUCCAACCGCUGUGUCUUUGUGAGACGCGGUGUGGGUGAACGGAUGAUCUCUGCAUGUGUAGUUCCCACCGUAAUGCAUGAAGGAGGAGGUGUUAUGGUGUGGAGGUGCUUUGCUGGUGACACUGUCUGUGAUUUAUUUAGCAUUCAAGGCACACUUAACCAGCAUGGCUACCACAGCAUUCUGCAGCGAUACGCCAUCCCAUCAGGUUUGGGCUUAGUGGGAUUAUCAUAUGUUUUUCAACAGGACAAUGACCCAACACACCUCCAGGCUGUGUAAGGGCUAUUUUACCAAGAAAGAGAGUGAUGGAGUGCUGCAUCAGAUGACCUGGCCUCCACAAUCCCCCGACCUCUACCAAAUUGAGAUGGUUUGGGAUGAGUCGGACCGCAGAGUGAAGGAAAAGCAGCCAACAAGUGCUCAGCGUAUGUGGGAACUCCUUCAAGACUGUUGGAAAAGCAUUCCAGGUGAAGCUGGUUGAGAGAAUGCCAAGAGUGUGCAAAGCUGUCAAGGAAAAGGGUGGCUAUUUCAAGAAUCUGAAAUAUAUUUUGAUUUGUUUAACACUUUUUGGUUACUACAUGAUUCCAUAUGUGUUAUUUCAUAGUUUUGAUGUCUUCACUAUUAUUCUACAAUGGAGAAAACAGUAAAAAUAAAGAAAAACCCUUGAAUGAGUAGGUGUUCUAAAACUUUUGACCGGUAGUGUAUACAGUGAGGGAAAAAAGUAUUUGAUCCCCUGAUGAUUUUGUACAUUUGCCCACUGACAAAGAAAUGAUCCGUGUAUAAUUUUAAUGGUAGGUUUAUUUGAACAGUGAGAGACAGAAUAACAACAAAAAAAUCCAGAAAAACGCAUGUCAAAAAUGUUAUAAAUUGAUUUGCAUUUUAAUGAGGGAAAUAAGUAUUUGACCCCCUCUCAAUCAGAAAGAUUUCUGGCUCCCAGGUGUCUUUUAUACAGGUAACGAGCUGAGAUUAGGAGCACACUCUUAAAGGGAGUGCUCCUAAUCUCAGCUUGUUACCUGUAUAAAAGACACCUGUCCACAGAAGCAAUCAAUCAAUCAGAUUUCAAACUCUCCACCAUGGCCAAGACCAAAGAGCUCUCCAAGGAUGUCAGGGACAAGAUUGUAGACCUACACAAGGCUGGAAAGGGCUACAAGACCAUCGCCAAGCAGCUUGGUGAGAAGGGGACAACAGUUAGAGCGAUUAUUCACAAAUGGAAGAAACACAAAAUAACUGUCAAUCUCCCUCGGCCUGGGGCUCCAUGCAAGAUCUCACCUCAUGGAGUUGCAAUGAUCAUGAGAACGGUGAGGAAUCAGCCCAGAACUACACGGGAGGAUCUUGUCAAUGAUCUCAAGGCAGCUGGGACCAUAGUCACCAAGAAAACAAUUGGUAACACACUAUGCCGUGAAGGACUGAAAUCCUGCAGCGCCCGCAAGGUCCCCCUGCUCAAGAAAGCACAUAUACAUGCCCAUCUGAAGUUUGCCAAUGAACAUCUGAAUGAUUCAGAGGAGUACUGGGUGAAAGUGUUGUGGUCAGAUGAGACCAAAAUGGAGCUCUUUGGCAUCAACUCAACUCGCCGUGUUUGGAGGAGGAGGAAUGCUGCCUAUGACCCCAAGAACACCAUCCCCACCGUCAAACAUGGAGGUGGAAACAUUAUGCUUUGGGGGUGUUUUUCUGCUAAGGGGACAGGACAACUUCACCGCAUCAAAGGGACGAUGGACGGGGCCAUGUACCGUCAAAUCUUGGGUGAGAACCUCCUUCCCUCAGCCAGGGCAUUGAAAAUGGGUCGUGGAUGGGUAUUCCAGCAUGACAAUGACCCAAAACACAUGGCCAAGGCAACAAAGGAGUGGCACAAGAAGAAGCACAUUAAGGUCCUGGAGUGGCCUAGCCAGUCUCCAGACCUUAAUCCCAUAGAAAAUCUGUGGAGGGAGCUGAAGGUUCGAGUUGCCAAACGUCAGCCUCGAAACCUUAAUGACUUGGAGAAGAUCUGCAAAGAGGAGUGGGACAAAAUCCCUCCUGAGAUGUGUGCAAACCUGGUGACCAACUACAAGAAACGUCUGACCUCUGUGAUUGCCAACAAGGGUUUUGCCACCAAGUACUAAGUCAUGUUUUGCAGAGGGCUCAAAUACUUAUUUCCCUCAUUAAAAUGCAAAUAAAUUCAUAACAUUUUUUACAUGCGUUUUUCUGGAUUUUUCUGUUGUUAUUCUGUCUCUCACUGUUCAAAUAAACCUACCAUUAAAAUGAUAGACUGAUCAUUUCUUUGUCAGUGGGCAAACGUACAAAAUCAGCAGGGGAUCAAAUACUUUUUUCCCUCACUGUAUAAGAUAGCAUACUUUUUGAUAAUGUGAUGAGUAAAUUUGAUAGUCACAAUUUAGGCUAAUAACUUAUUUUAAUACGACAAAUCAUUGUAACUGACUAUCAAUAAAAACGACAUUGUCUGGUCCAUAUAAUAGGCCUACGAGACGGGGAAACACAAAUACAAUGACGCCCAUCUGACCUGGAGGAGGAAAUUAUUGUCCAAAAACAAAACUUUCAAGUGGCACUGACCCAACAACGAUAGAGUGAAUGUGCGCACUUCACCGGGGGAUGGCCGAUGCUCUCCGCUGGUGCCAAUAAGAUAGGCUAUACUGUUCGCUCAAUUAAGUUGAGAAUUUUGCUAACUAAAAGACUGAUUAGAGUCUCUUUAUUUUCUUGUCUUUACAGCAAUAGCCAUUUGCUUACAAACGAUGCUUUUCCGUGAUUAUAUUUUGAAAUACUGCGAUAUGUCUGGCUGGGCCUCUACUGUUCACUGACAGUCGCAACUCAACAAUCAUCCAUUUUGUAUUUGCCACGUGCGCUACCCGGAGCCAUGCCGACUGCAGGCUAUGCUACUUUUAAUGAUUUUAUUUAUUUAUGUAUAGACCGGAGUAGGCUAAUUAGACUAUAGGGGAAGCUUAGCCUCCAGGUGUUCAGACCUCCAGUUGUAUAAUAGUGUCCUACCCAGAGUUGGUUGUGUCUGGACCUGGCUGUAAGUGCUAGUGAAGUCCUCAGUCUGGUCUGUGGGGAAGAGACUGGGCUGGAUGAAUGAUAGGAGGCUGUAGAGCUCCGUCAGGUUGUUCUGGAUAGGAGUUCCUGUCAGCAGCACUCUGAAAUCCAGAGAGAACUACAAGAGAGAGAGUGAAAGAGGUGGUAGGCUUGGAGAUGGUAGGAGAAGGAAUGUAGGCUUGGUGAUGGUAGGAGAAGGAAUGCAGGCUUGGUGAUGGUAGGAGAAGGAAUGCAGGCUUGGUGAUGGUAGGAGAAGGAAUGUAGGCUUGGUGAUGGUAGGAGAGGGAAUGCAGGCUUGGUGAUGGUAGGAGAAGGAAUGCAGGCUUGGUGAUGGUAGGAGAAGGAAUGUAGGCUUGGUGAUGGUAGGAGAAGGAAUGUAAGCUUGGUGCUAUAGAUGUAGUAGAAUGUAGGUAGUAAGGGAAGUAGGUGCAGUACCUUUAUCAGAUUACAUCUAGUAGUAUUAGUAGUAGUAUUAUUAUUAUUAGUAGAAGUAGUAGUAUUAGUAGUAUUAAUAGUAGUAGUAGUAAUAGUAGUAGUAUUAUUAGUAUUAGUAGUAGUAGUAGUAGUAGUAGUAUUAGUAGUAGUAUUAGUAGUAGUAAUAGUAGUAGUAGUAGUAAUAGUAGUAGUAGUAGUAUUAGUAUUAGUAGUAGUAGUAGUAGUAGUAGUAGUAGUAGUAUUAUUAUAUAUUAUAUAGUAGUUAGUAGUAGUAUAUGUAUAGUAGUAGUAGUUAGUAGUAGUAUUAGUAGUAGUAUCAGUAUUUAGUAUAGUAGUAUAGUAUAGUAGUAGUAGUAGUAAUAGUAGUAUUAUUAGUAGUAAUAGUAGUAGUAUGUAGUAGUAGUAGUAUUAUUAGUAGUCGUUUAUUAUAGUAGUAUCGUAGUAGUAGUACGUAGUCAGUAUGUCGUCAGUAGUGUAUCGUAUUGUGUAGUAGUAGUCAGUCUUGUUAGUAUUAGUAGUAGUUUAUUAGUGUAGUCAGUAGUAGUAGUGUACGUAGUAUGUAGUAGUCGUCUUAGUACGUAUUUUAGUGUAUUAGUCGUAGUACGAUACUUACUUCGUCGUCUGUACGUUCGUCGUCGUCGUCCUUCGUCCCGUGUCCUUCGUUGUCGUCUUCGUCGUCUUCGUCGUCGUCGUAGUCGUCGUUCGUCUUCAAUUCUUCUUCGUCGUCCGUUCGUCGUCUUCGUCGUACCUCCAUCAGGGUUUUGUGCAACAGGGAGUUGUGGUUCUUCAGUCUGUGAGCCUCAUCAACUACCAAGACCUUCCACUUCCUCCUGCAGAACAGAGACGUGUUAGUUCUGGAUGCUUGACUGACUGUCGUUUUAAAUGCUGAUAGUGGAAUAGUGAUUGCAGACUCACCUUUUCAGGAAUGAGGCAUCUUUGACACAGAGCUGACAAUGAGAGAAAUUAGAAAACAACAUGUUCAGUGUAGAGAAAGACAAUAUUGGAUUACAGGGGGAAAGUAUAUCAACUUGCUACAGACGUUAGACCGCAUUUCCCAUCAAUUAGCAUCAUCACCUCGUAUGUAGUUAGCAGAACAUGGUAGGGUGUGUUGUACCUCAUAUGUAGUUAGCAGAACAUGGUAGGGUGUGUUGUACCUCGUAUGUAGUUAGCAGAACAUGGUAGGGUGUGUUGUACCUCAUAUGUAGUUAGCAGAACAUGGUAGGGUGUGUUGUACCUCGUAUGUAGUUAGCAGAACAUGGUAGGGUGUGUUGUACCUCAUAUGUAGUUAGCAGAACAUGGUAGGGUGUGUUGUCCAUGUCCCUCUGCAGUUCUGCUCUCUUGUCUUUGUCUCCAGAGUAACACAGCACCUUGAGACAGGGGGAUAAGCUGGGAAGACAACAGACAGCACCUUGAGACAGGGGGAUAAGCUGGGAAGACAACAGACAGUCAGCUUUAGCGCCCUGCACUCAUUCUGCAUUAGUAGGACAUUCAUGUUUUGCUUUCCAUAACAACAGGUUCAGACUAAAUGUCUGAAUUCUCAAGAUUAGACCAAUAGUGAUGAGGUGAUGAAUGUGGAGAGAGAGAGUCUCCGCCUAGUAGUUAAAUGAAACCAUGGUAAGAACAGGAAAUAGUUGCAGUGUCGGAGAGAAGUGUACAGUGCAUUAUGUAACAUAACACUAUGUCUAUGUCCCCUAUUACCUGUGCACUAUUAGUUUAUAGGGAUCUGAUCUGCUCUACUGUAGUGCACUACAUAGGGAAUAGGGGCCACUUGUGUUGAAACCUGUUGAAGGCUGUUGAAACCUGUUGAAGGCUGUUGAAACCGGUUGAAACCUGGUGAAACCUAAAGCCUGUUGAAACCGGUUGAAACCUGUUGAAGGCUGUUGAAACCGGUUGAAACCUGUUGCGUUAUCUGACAUAAGACAAUGGUUGUUCUCCUCACCAUUCCAUCUCGCUCCUCCAGUUGUCCAUGACAGACAGUGGGCUGACGACCAGGAACGGCCCGUCCUGCCGCAGGGCCCCUCUCAUGUACAGUAGCAGAGAGAUGGUCUGAGUGAAGGGCCAAACAGACAAGACAACAUCAAUACAAUCCAUAUUAUUGCCUUGUAAUACUGAGUAAAGAAAAUACAUCUGAACCGUUAUUCCAAUAGGUAAGGAUAGGUAUUAAAAGGUGCUAGUAUCCCUAUGGAUGUCCUCCAGAACUAAUAUUCUAUGUGUCCCAAAUGGCAACCUAUUCCCUAUAUAGUGCACUACUUUAGACCAGAGAAUGGCACCCUAUUCCCUAUAUAGUGCACUACUUUUGGCCAGAGCUCUAAGCUGCCAUUUGGGACAAACCCAGCCGCUCACCUGGCAGGUCUUGCCCAGGCCCAUCUCAUCUCCUAGGAUACAUCCCUGCUGGUUGGCCAGGCACUGGGUGAGCCACUGCACUCCGUCCAGCUGAUAGGCUCUCAACUGAAUCCCUGAGGGAAGCAACACAUUUGAUUGGCUGGACGCCAGUCAGUCUAAUAUCGGAACCAAAACGCUGUUGGGAGAGAUAAGUCCAAGUAGCUAGCAAGAUUCUUUAAGACCUCAUAUUCAAUCCUGAAUAGAAUUAUGUAACCGUUUUAUGUUAAGUAGUGAAGUUACUAACAGUGUUGGGGAUGCUACUCCAAGUUACCAAUUACUUCACACUAGAAGUUAAGCUACACUAAAGCUACCCUUUAAAAAUAUAGUUUACUUAACUAAAGUUACUUUGAAAAUGAUUCUAAAUAUGAAAUGUCAUAGAAUACAAAUGGCAAUGCAGAUCACACUAGUCAGUUCAUCACACUAGAGUCAGUUAACAGAAUGUGUAAUGUAUCCUAUUUCAACAGUUAGGCAGGUCUGAUUUCGAAUUUUCAGAUUGCAAGAAUUUCCAGUAGUUAGCGACACUGCUACAUGGCGACAAAAAGUAGCUAAUUAACUACUGAAAACACUACCAAUGAUGUGAUUUCAGUUCAACUACCACCAAGCUAUUGCAAAAUGUAGUUUAAUUACUAGUUGAACACUGUCAGUGCUUACUAACAAGUUAGAUUGUUAGCUAGCUACUACAGAUCCAGUUCCUGUGUGUUGGACAUGUUUAAACCAUGUCUCUGUUGAGCUGGCGGCAAAUGACUGAACCAGUCUCUGUCGUGGGCUAACCAUUAACUUACAUUUACUUUGCUCACAUUCCCCACCACAAACCUUGCAAACCCCACUUCUGCAAAUCUUUCUCAGUCAGACUGCUCUUGGUUUCUUCCGGUACGCUCUGUGGGAAGCUAGCCAUAUUUCCAAAAGCAGAGGAAAGUCGCAGAGAAACAACAAGGAAGAAAGUUUAGCGCCAAACAAACAACACUGUUUACUUCCUGAUCUGAUCACGUCACACAGAGGAGGCGCGGAUUCUUCUUCUUCGAUUAGGUUGAACGGCGGUUGGCCUCCAAUAAACGUUGCAUUACCGCCACCAACUAGACUGGAGUAUAAAUCAUGUAUACUUCGCUUGAAAAAAGGAAAAUAAAUCAACAUAUACCCUACCAUCCAGUGCUUAAUUUGAGCAGGAUCCUGCCAUAAUAGGAUCCAGGCCCCUCUCAGUUUUGGACUGUUUCGUUCGGAACCUAUUUGCCAGGAUCCGGUACCUUUCGUGGCAUGAAACAAUUUUCACUGUUUGCGAUGUAAAAAUUAAAAUAAAAGCGGUCAGAGUUAAUUCGAGUUGCCUCCUCAUUAAUUCUCCUGCCCCCUGAAAAAAAAAAUAUCCUAAUGUGAAAAUGUAGAUUUCCAGCCCACGCCUGAUAUUCGGGCUGGGCCUAGCCAGGGUUUAUGAUUUGCGCAACAUUGUAACCUAGAGACCAACUCAUGGCAGUUGCUGUGGUGCUAGAGAGAGAAGCUUGCCUGUAUCUAUAAAUAAAUAAAAUAAUUCAGAAUACCACACCAGGAGUAGGCCUAUCAUUUAGCCACACAGGAUCAAUAGCUUAUAUUAUUUUUUAAAUAGCGCAACUGUGGAUUGUGUGUAGCCCAAUCACAAGGCCUUGCCUAGAGUCGAACACUUGUCAAAUAUGUCAGUGAAGAAGGCACAGUGAUGCUGAAACGUUGGUGUUUUACCGAAUAAAUUACUGGGCAUUUACAGUUUUUCUCAAUUGCUAAAACACUAAACCCUAUUGUCUGAACCAAAUGCUCAGUUGCCUGAACCCACUGAUUGAAUCAAUCACUCUUUUGGCAAAACCAUAAGCACUUUUCACCUGUUUAGACAUAACUUGCCAACACAUUUUCAUUGUGAUGCACCCGUGCUGCAUAAUGGUGAGCACAGGUGACAAAAGUCAAACACAUUUAGAGCACAGGUGUCACCACUUGAACACAACAACUCAAAAUUGAUCACACUUGUGGCUAAUGAUGUGAGGGAACAUAUACAGUAAGCCAGUUCAGAGAGCACUGGUUUGUGAGGCCCUACAAUGGAUAGAAAUCUGAGAGGAAGAGUUCGUGUGAGAGGAGGUCGAGGUGGUCAGCGAAGACAAAGAACAGUAAUAUCUGAUGAAAUCAGAGCUACUGUGAUUGACCAUGUUCUUGUCCAUGGUAUGAGCAUGAGGGAGGCUGGACAAAGGGUACAACCAAACAUCAGUAGAUUCACUGUGUCCACCAUAAUCCGAAGAUUUAGAGAAGAGAACAGGUAAUUACCUUUUUUUGACAUUAUAGUACAGUAUGUAAAUGUUGACAGCAAUUACUGUAUGACAUACUAUAUACUGUACCACAGUAUACUGUAAGUAAAUAUAUGUUUCAGUACAUCACUGUACCAAUGUACUGUAGUAUUGUAAUGGAGGGUUGGUCUAACUGUUUGUAGGCCUAGUAUUCCAUGUAUAUUUUUUGUAACUCCAUGUUCUCUUUUUGUAGAAUUGAAAGACUGCCACAUGGGGGUGGGAGGACAGGUAUGUGCUCCCCACACCAAGAGACCCUAAUUGUUGAUAUGGUCCGUGAGAACAAUGCCAUUAAACUGAGCGAAAUUCAGCAGAAGAUCAUUGAGGACCAUUUAAAUUGAGGGUAUCAACAGUGUCAGCCUCUCUACUGUUGAUCGUGUCCUCAAGCGCAACAGACUGCGCAUGAAACAGCUAUACAGAGUGCCCUUUGAUCGCAACUCAGACAGAGUCAAAGAGCAAAGAUUCCAGUAUGUACAGGUUGGCAUAUAUCCAGACACAUUCAAUGUUGAUUACUCUAAGUAGUGAUUUACUGUAGUGGCCUAAAUCACUUUUUCCGUAUCACUUACAAAACUAUAUCUAUUUCUACAGAGGGUUUUUCAACUGGAUGCAAUGGAAAGACCCCAUCAAUACAUCUACAUGGAUGAAGCUGGGUUUAAUCUCACCAAAAGGAGAAGGAGAGGCCGUAAUGUGAUUGGCCAUCGGGCCAUUGUUGGUGUUCCUGGGCAGCGUGGUGGCAAUGUCACAUUAUGUGCUGCCAUCAGCAAUCAUGGGGUUGUCCACCAUCAUGCCAACCUGGGGCCCUACAACACUCACCAGCUCCUCAUUUUCCUCAAUCACAUGCGAGAUGCUUUGUUAGGGCAGCAGGAUGAGCAUCCCAUCUAUGUUGUUGUUUGGGACAAUGUGAGUUUUCACAGAGCCCUCCAGGUUAGAGAGUGGUACAAUAUGAACCAAGGUUUUAUCAAUCUUUGCCUUCCACCGUACUCCCCUUUCCUAAACCCCAUUGAGGAAUUCUUCUCCUCAUGGCGGUGGAAGGUAUAUGAACGCCAACCUUACACCAGGGUAAAUCUCCUGCAAGCCAUGGGACUUGCCUGUGGUGACAUAGGUGUGGAGGCAUGCCAAGCCUGGAUACGGCAUGCCAGGGUUUUUUUCCCCCGUUGCCUGGCCAGACAAAAUGUGGCCUGUGAUGUGGAUGAAGUCCUGUGGCCUGACCCAGUACGGAGACAUGAUGCUGUGGCUGAGUAAUGCACUUAUUUGUAUAUUUUUGUACUUUAUUUUUACAUGGGCUUACUGUACACAAGUGGCAAACGCAUAAGAUUUCUGUUUGUUUUUACAAGUGCUACAUGUAAAUGCACAAGAUUUCUGUUUUGUCUUUUUGUACAAGUGUUAAAUGCACAGGUUUUUUUUGUUUUGCAACAUGCAUUUAGCCUACAGUGAACAAUAAACAUUUAUUUCUCCAGCUUCAUGUCCUGAGCAUUGUGUUUUCUAUUUUUCUACGUAGUGUUUAGUGACUGUUCAGUAGUGUUUUUUAUUUUGAUUGACUCGGGGCACGAUUUGACAACAUAGUUCAGUUUUGAGCACAGAUUGAACUGUUUUGAGGUGAAAGUUUGGUUUUGCAAGAAGAGUCUGAGGUUUUGUGAAUGUAGCUUGAAAAUUGGGUUUUGUGUUCACAGUUAAGAGAAAAGGAGAGCAGCUUUCAAGAAAUGUGUCUUAGCAAUCGAGAGAGAGAGAGAGAGAAGGAGAGAGAGAGAGAGAGAGAGAGAGAGAGAGAGAACGCGUAUAUAUAGAGUCUUCACCUGCGGGAUCGUCUGAGACCAGCCACCCAGACAGCUGUCGAAACUGUGGGUUUGCACAACCAAAUAAUUUCUGCAUAAACUGUCAGAAACCGUUUCAGGGAAGCUCAUCUGCGUGCUCGUCGUCCUCACCAGGGUCUUGACCUGACUGCAGUUCGGUGUCAUAACCGACUUCGAUGGCCACUGGCACACUGGAGAAGUGUGCUCUUCAUGGAUGAAUCCCGGUUUCAACGGUACUGGGUAGACAGCGUGUGCGGUUUGCUGAUGUCAACGUUGUGAACAGAGUGCCCCAUGGUGGCGGUGGGGUUAUGGUAUGGGCAGGCAUAAGCUACGGACAACGAGCACAAUUGCAUUUUGUCAAUGGCAUUUUGAAUGCACAGAGAUACCAUGACAAGAUCCUGAGGCCCAUUGUAGAGCCAUUCAUCUGCCACCAAGGAUCUGUACACAAUUCCUGGAAGCUGAGAAUGUCCCAGUUCUUCCAUGGCCUGCCUACUCACCAAACCUGUCACCUAUUAGAUCAAAGAUUAGCUCAGAUUAUGAUAAAUGCUCAACAUUUUACCUCACUCCCUCAGCCAGUCUCCUCUCUUUGGGUCUUGCUGACAGGAUCAUCAUCCUGUUUAAAGGGCCUGGCUUCAAACCCUAGGAAUAUCAAGGGGCACUUAGAUCAUCAAAUUCACAUCACUCAUUUAUAUUAUUCAUAUUAGCCUUCAAUAACCAUCCACACAGCCUUACCAUUGUUCUUCGCUUGUGCCACCUCUGCUCAAUCUCAGUGCAACUAUGGACGGGGGAACCGCACCGAUCCCAAAUUGAGAGGUGUUGUCUGGUAGAGACCCAGCAGCACAGGACCAGCGGCAGAGGGCCUGGAUGACAGGGCGUGAGUCCUUUAACAGAAGGUGUGAAGGUAAUGAAAGGAUAAAACAACCAUUCUCAGCAAUAACAGUGAUGUUCAAAUGUAGGUAAGUCAACAAACCAAGAACAAUGGAAACUCAGAGAAAAAGAAUCAUCAAACUAGUUUCUGGGGAGCCUUUCCAAAAUGUACACCUUAAGUGAAUUAUUUACAAUACACUGUGUGGGAAAUUAUUCUCUUAUAUUUUAGAUGUGCUGUUAGCUUAAUAAGAAAGCAUUAAUGAUUAAACAUAAUAGGUUUGUGCUGUACUGAUAUAGUUUGGUCAACAUAACAAGCUGUGAUUAAUGUGAGGAACCGUUAGGGAGUAGGGUGAGAUAAGGCUUGUGUCUCACACAGACACAAACACUGCCUCUUUGUUAAACCGCUCAAGGACAUGUGUUCUGCUACAAAGAUGUCUGAGGUUGCUGACUCUCUGGACAAGCUGCAGAUAACAACUUAUGCCUGGCAACAGUGAAGCGCCAAGGGGCUGGGACCAGCCUGUGCGCCAACGAUAGGCUGAGUAAGUCUAAACCACGCUCAGUCUCUACUCUGAUAGGCCAGCAGGGAGCGGGAACUAUCUCUGUCAGAGUAUUUAAAGAAGAACUCAUAACAAUGGACCAGUUCUCUGUCUGCCCUGCGUGGUAUUUCAGUGGACCUGUAUAUACAAACAUCAUAUUUACCAUUGAAGUGUUUUGCAUUAAUUAAAAUACUAGUCUAUUUUAGAAGAUGUGUAUUGACCUCUUUUUGUUCCAAUACCAGAUUUGAAUUGACGCAACUUAUCAACUGUUAAACUGGACUAUGUCGACUACACUAUCUAGCUAAUCAAUUUCCAAGUAGCCUUGCCAAGCCAUUAUUUUUAGACACUUAUGAAUCCCCAGGAACUUGUUUGUAACAGCCAGAACAGUAAAGCUUUGUGCUUGUUGUAUUCAUCCUACUCUCAAACUGUUUGGCUUCUCAGAUCAUGCUGAUCUCUCCUGUCACAUGAUCUUUGUUGGAAACUGAGAAAUACAAAUCAAACAACUUAACCUUUUUGUAAAAAUUACUGCAUAUCAAUAUCAAAAUCAAGGGGAACUGACCCAAUAACAAAUGGGUCGUUUUAAACCCACUAGAUGAUAAUAACGAAUAAUAUUAUGUAAAGUAUAGCUAGCGAGAUAACUAGCUAGUUAAGGAUCCCCACCCUCGUAGUUGUCGAUGUAACUCGAUAUAUUCAUCUUAAAUCCCUUUCCUUUUUUUUCUUUUUGAAGCAACAGCUGAUGCUCUACAUGCACACAGCAGCUUCCACACUGACCUCUAGAGGCUGCAGCUUCCACACUGACCUCUAGAGGCUGCAGCUUCCACACUGACCUCUAGAGGCUGCAGCUUCCACACUGUGACCUCUAAAGGCUGCAGCUUCCACACUGUGACCUCUAGAGGCUGCAGCUUCCACACUGACCUCUAGAGGCUGCAGCUUCCACACUGUGACCUCUAGAGGCUGCAGCUUCCACACUGACUUCUAGAGGCUGCAGCUUCCACACUGACCUCUAAAGGCUGCAGCUUCCACACUGACCUCUAGAGGCUGCAGCUUCCACACUGGACUUCUAGAGGCUGCAGCUUCCACACUGACCUCUAGAGGCUGCAGCUUCCACACUGACCUCUAAGGCGCAGCUUCCACACUGACCUCUAAAGGCUGCAGCUUCCACACUGGACUUCUAGAGGCUGCAGCUUCCACACUGACCUCUAGAGGCUGCAGCUUCCACACGUGACCUCUAGAGGCUGCAGCUUCUCCACACUGACCUCUAGAGGCUGCAGCUUCCACACUGACCUCUAAAGGCUGCAGCUUCCACACUGACCUCUAGAGGCUGCAGCUUCCACACUGUGACCUCUAGAGGCUGCAGCUUCCACACUGACCUCUAGAGGCUGCAGCUUCCACACUGACCUCUAGAGGCUGCAGCUUCCACACUGUGACCUCUAGAGGCUGCAGCUUCCACACUGUGACCUCUAUAGGCUGCAGCUUCACCGACCUCUAGAGGCUGCGUGUCCCACUGACUCUAAGGCUGCAGCUUCCACACUGACCUCUAAAGGCUGCAGCUUCCACACUGUGACCUCUAGAGGCUGCAGCUCCACAUGACCUCUAGAGGCUGCAGCUUCCACACUGACCUCUAGAGGCUGCAGCUUCCACACUGACCUCUAGAGGCUGCAGCUUCCACACUGACCUCUAGAGGCUGCAGCUUCCACACUGACCUCUAAAGGCUGCAGCUUCCACACUGUGAACCUCUAGAGGCUUGCAGCUUCCACACUGUGACCUCUAGAGGCUGCAGCUUCCACACUGUGACCUCUAGAGGCUGCAGCUUCCACACUGUGACUUCUAGAGGCUGCAGCUUCCACACUGUGACCUCUAGAGGCUGCAGCUUCCACACUGUGACCUCUAGAGGCUGCAGCUUCCACACUGUGACCUCUAGAGGCUGAAGCUUCCACACUGUGACUUCUAGAGGCUGCAGCUUCCACACUGUGACCUCUAGAGGCUGCAGCUCCACACUGUGACUUCUAGAGGGCUGCAGCUUCCACACUGUGUCCUCUAUAGGCUGCAGCUUCCACACUGUGACUUCUAGAGGCUGCAGCUUCCACACUGUGACCUCUAGAGGCUGCAGCUUCCACACUGUGACCUCUAGAGGCUGCAGCUUCCACACUGUGACUUCUAGAGGCUGCAGCUUCCACACUGUGACCUCUAGAGGCUGCAGCUUCCACACUGUGACCUCUAGAGGCUGCAGCUUCCACACUGUGACCUCUAGAGGCUGCAGCUUCCACACUGUGACCUCUAGAGGCUGUUUCCAUUGUGCCCUUAGAUUCAUUCCUGGUGAUGGUUCUAGAACUCACCAUUGUGUUUUGUGUCAAAAGGUGGUUGGGCCUCUCUGUAUGUAAGAAGAGAGCAGCAUUCCCUUCUGUUUAUUUACAAAGCGCUCCUGCAGAAACUUCCGAUGUAUCUGACAACACUAAUCAAUGUCAAAGCAAUAGAAUACAGUACAAGAGCACCAUAUUGGAUAGUGCUAGAAGUUCCAAGGGUGGCUUCUGAUUUAGGGAGAGCUGCUUUGGGGUUUUAUGCUCCACAGAUGUGGAAUGUGUUGCAGGGGAGGCUCAGGCCUGAAUGUGUUGCAGGAGAGGCUCAGGCCUGAAUGUGUUGCAGGAGAGGCUCAGGCCUGAAUGUGUUGCAGGAGAGGCUCAGGCCUGAAUGUGUUGCAGGGGAGGCUCAGGCCUGAAUGUGUUGCAGGGGAGGCUCAGGCCUGAAUGUGUUGCAGGGGAGGCUCAGGCCUGAAUGUGUUGCAGGGGAGGCUCAGGCCUGAAUGUGUUGCAGGGGAGGCUCAGGCCUGAAUGUGUUGCAGGGGAGGCUCAGGCCUGAAUGUGUUGCAGGGGAGGCUCAGGCCUGAAUGUGUUGCAGGGGAGGCUCAGGCCUGAAUGCCUGUUGCCCUUUAGGGAAUUUAAAACAUAACUGGGGAAUGCUCUAAGUGAAGAUUGUGUUAGUUUUUUAUGAUCAUAUUUUGUAAUUUAGUAUUUUAUUGUGUUUUAUAUUGAUGUGGUCCUCUGUAGCUCAAUUGGUAGAGCAUGGCGCUUGUAACGCCAGGGUAGUGGGUUCAAUCCCCGGGACCACCCAUAUGUAAAAAUGUAUGCACACAUAACUGUAAGUCACUUUGGAUAAAAGCGUCUGCUAAAUGGCAUAUUAUUAUUAUUAUUAUUAUGUGUGUGUUUGUAUUGUGCAGGGACUUGGUCUCAAUAUGACACCCUGUUAAAAUAAAGGUUAAUAACAUUAACAGUUUAUGUGAGUGUUAAAUAAUGUAUGUAUCAGUGGUAAAGCACAACAAAUACAGGCACACUGUAGCUCUCAUAGUCAAGGUAGGUCUGUUGAUAUGGAUUUGUUGCAGCCUCCAUUACAUACAACGUACACUAGAUGGGAUCCUUGCACUGCAUGUCAUUUUGUAGUCGUAUUGUUGUUUUCCUGUAUAGUCCGGAAGUAUAGAGUUCCCCGCCCCGGUUGCAGUUGCACAGCGCCCGCCAGUAUCCCAAGAUUCCGCUGUUUCUGCUUUGACCUCGCCGAUAACGGAGUGGAUAGUGUAAGUAGUGUUGUAUACUCUGCGUGGUGGAUGAUGGCCGCUUCAAAGCCCGUUGAGCCGCAGUCCGGGAGCAGUCUCCCCCGCUGGCAGCUGGCCCUCCUGAUCGGUACCCCCAUAGUACUGGGUGUAGGAGCUGUUUACAUGUGGAACCGCAGCAAGACGAAGGACUCACCGGGGAAACGGGAUGGGGAACGGACAACUCCAGAAGGCAGCGCUAGCCCCAUCCAGGGCCAAGACGGCGCAGCUAACCGAGCUAGUCGUGAGCAGGAGGACAUGGUAUGAAUCUCAGGCUCUCCUAGAUAUAACUCUGCUUUGGUUCAGUUUUCCUGCCCAGAGUGGUACUAGCUAUAACACUAAAUCCUUGUUCCUUGAGUAUAAUUUGUUCGGUACCGAAAUACAUUCAAGGACAUGUCAAUGAAUCCCACCUACAUUUAGCAGAUGGCCGCAAACUAUCUAGGUAACUAGCUAGAAUGGUAAAAAAAACUAACGUUAACUAGCUACCUAAAUAACAAUUUCAAUGAAGUAAACUAAUUGGGUUACACAGUCAUAUUUGUCGUGGUAUGAGCAAACAUGUCAAAUAGGACGGGGUAACAGUUAGACGCCAGGCAAGGUGAACUGCGAGCCAAGCACGUUUUACUAAUGCUACAGUGCCUUCAGAAUGUAGUAAUACCCCUUGACUUAUUCCACUUUGUUGUUACAGCCUGAUUUCAACAUGGAUUAAAUAUGUUUUCUCACCCAUUUACACCCAACAAUCCAUAAGGACAAAGUGAAAAAAAUGUUUUUAGCAAAUUCUUUGAAAAUGAAAUAUAAAAAUAUCAAAUUUACCUAACUAUUCACACCCCUGAGUCAAAGAACAAUGAGCCAGAUAUUUCACUGGAUGUAUAAAUGUGAAGCAUCCGGUUGCGUUUCCACUCACUACCAAAUAUGGUGAUGAGAGGAAGCCCAGUAGCCGGAAGUGGGAGAAGAUAUAUCAAGAUGGAUUUCUCCCUACAUUCUACAAAUUUCCUCAUUGAUUAAACAUUUGAUCUCCAUACAGUUUUCUGUUUCCAAAACUAGAAUCUGUAACAAACAGUGGACUGCGUUUUGUAGACUUUAGCCUUUGCCAAAGUUUUUUUUAAUGGCAUUCUUUGGAAGGAGCGCCAGGGCGAAUUGAAUUAUUGCCACGUGCUCUUCACAGAGUAGGAGUUCCUUAACGGAAAUAUGCAAAUAAAUGCUAGAACGCACCAAUAGGAUCUCACUAGCUCGUGGUUGGCUCUGCCCACCUCCUUGCUUGUUCUAAUUGGCUCCCAUUGGAAACGACAGGCUCUGGUCUAUCUUGAGUUAGUUAUACUAAUCUUUGCCUGAGUCAAUACUUUGUGGAAGCACCUUUGGCAGCGAUUACAGCUGUGAGUCUUUCUGGGUAAGUCUCUAAGAGCUUUCCACACCUGGAUUGUGCCACUUUUGGCCAUUAUUCUUCAAGCUCUGUCAAAUUGGUUGUUGAUCAUUGCUAGACAACCAUUUUCAGGUUUUGCCAUAGAUUUCCAAGUAGAUUGAAGUCAAAACUGUAACUCGGCCACUCAGGAACAUUCACUGUCUACUUGGUAACCAACUCCAGUGUAGAUUUGGCCUUGUGUUUUAGAUUAUUGUCCUGCUGAAAGGUGAAGUCAUCUCCCAGUGUCUGGUGGAAAGCAGACUGAACCAGGUUUUCUUUGAGGAUUCUGCCAUUCUUUUAAUUUUUUUAUCCUGAAAACCUCCCCAGUCCUUAACGAUGACAAGCAGACCCAUAACAUGAUGCAGCCACCACUAUGCUUGAAAUGGAGGGUGGUACUCAGUAUUGGAUUGGAUUUGCCCCAAACAUAACACUUUGUAUUCAAGACAAAAAGUGGAUGCCUUGUUGGAAACAGGUUGCAUGUUUUGGAAUAUUUGUAUUCUGUACAGGCUUCCUUCUUUUCACUCUGUCAUUUAGGUUAGUAUUUUGGAAUAACUACAAUGUUGUUGAUCCAGCCUCAGUUUUCUCCUAUCACAGCCAUUAAACUCUGUAACUGUUUUAAAGUCACCAUUGGCCUCAUGGUGAAAUCCCUUAGCGGUUUCCUUCUUCUCCGGCAAAUGAGUUAGGAAGGAUGCCUGUAUCUUUGUAGUGACUGGGUGUAUUGAUACACCAUCCAAAGUGUAACUAAUAACUUCACCAUGCUCAAAGGGAUAUUCAAUGUCUGCUAUUUACAUUUUUACCCAUCUACCAAUAGGUGCCCUUCUUUGGAAAACCUCCCUGGUCUUUGUGGUUGAAUCUGUUUUGAAAUUCACUGCUUGACUGAGGGACCAUACAGAUAAUUGUAUUCAUUAAAAAUUAUGUUAAACACUUUUUUUGCACACCGAGUGAAUCCAUGCAACUUUAUUAUGACUUGUUAAGCACAUUUUUACUCCUGAACUUAUUUAGCGGUUGAAUACUUAUUGACUCGAGACAUAUCAGCUUUUCAUUUUUUUAUUAAUUUGUAACAAUUUCCAAAAAUAAAAUUCCUCUUUGACAUUAUGGGGUGUUGUGUUUAGGCCAGUGACAAAAACAUCUAAAUUUUAUCAAUUUUAAAUUCAGGCUGUAACGCAACAAAAUGUGGGAAAAGUCAAGGGGUGUGAAUAUUUUCCGAAGGCAUUGUAGCUAGCUGUCACCUUGCGUUUCCAUUCGUUUACUCAUUAGCUAACAAGUCAAUCACCACACACUACAGCUAGUCAGAACACCUGUUCAUUGGAACAUAUUGAUUGAUUGAAUGGCCUCUGUGAUUCCCCUUGUUCCCAAGGUCGGUAAGGGGACAGAUCUUAAUUGGUUCAGACAGGGAAGGGUUUGCCAGUCAAACAAAAAGUCUGAUCCUAAAUCUGCAUUUAAGGGUAGAUGCAUAGUUCUGAAAUCUUGUUGUGCUACUUGCUAGCACACAUUCACACAACCCAAUCAAUGUCCACAGUCAGUGUUGUGUAGAAACCUUCCAAUGCACUGCCUCACUCCACUUUGAGGUCAUUUGUAACCUGCUAGCUAGCUACACCCAACAUCAGCCCACAGUUCAAAGUCUCUCCUCAUUUGAAUGAAUUCACCCACAGAAGUGAUCUGUCUGUGAUGAGCCUAAAGCCUAGCUAUCCAGGUGAGCUGCCAAUGAGUAAGGCACACAAUCAUACCAUUAUUGUGGAUAGUCAGAUUAAUAUAAUAGUUUAAAACAUUUGCAUGGUUUGCAAGAAGGAUUUCCCUAAUAAUCCUGUUUCCAUGGACACAUCUGAAAUCAGGCUGCAUGUUGGGACUUCGCCAAUCAAAGUAAACGUUCUACCACAGCGACCUUGUUCUUUUUGGGAAGCUUUUUUGAUUUUAUAAAAUGUGUAUGUGAAAACUAUUUAUAAGAUUCAUACUUUGUUCCGAACUCACUUCACUGGCGCCAAAGAGGGAGGCUCGCUGGGCUGGUGUCACACGCAGAUCAAACACACCAUUGGGACUCUGAUUUCAGGUGUUUCCUACUCUUUGGGAAUAUUGUUCAGAAAACCAGUUGUUUUAAUCGGCGUACGCUUACUUCCAUUAUGACCUUAUGCCAAUUCAGAUGAAGAGUAAGGUGUUUAAAUUACUACUGCCGUAAGAAUGUUUAAUAUCCAAUUAAUAGUGUGCAUGUAAACUUACUCAGGUUAGCAGGGGGACCAUGAAGCCCACUCCCCCCUAGUGUCUUUAGGCCUAUUUUCAAGCCAACGAGCCACUCAACCCGUCUGUCUAGCCCCUCCCUCUCUUGGACACGGGGGAUUACACCAUCUGAGUGGGAUCUCUUUUCCAACUGAGCAGUCAGGCUGGAUGGAUGGUUAGGGACGGAGUAGGGGGACAGUCUGGAUGGAUGGAUGGUUAGGAUGGAGUAGGGGGACAGUCUGGAUGGAUGGAUGGUUAGGAUGGAGUAGGGGGACAGUCUGGCUGGAUGGAUGUUUAGGAUGGAGUAGGGGGACAGUCUGGCUGGAUGGAUGGUUAGGGACGGAGUAGGGGGACAGUCUGGCUGGAUGGAUGGUUAGGGACGGAGUAGGGGGACAGUCAGUCUGGCUGGAUGGAUGGUUAGGAUGGAGUAGGGGGACAGUGGCUGGAUGGAUGGUUAGGGAUGGAGUAGGGGGACAGUCUGGCUGGAUGGAUGGUUAGGGAUGGAGUAGGGGGACAGUCUGGCUGGAUGGAUGGUUAGGAUGGAGUAGGGGGACAGUCUGGCUGGAUGGAUGGUUAGGAUGGAGUAGGGGGACAGUCAGGCUGGAUGGAUAGGAUGGAGUAGGGGGACAGUCUGGCUGGAUGGAUGGUUAGGGAUGGAGUAGGGGGACAGUCUGGAUGGAUGGUUAGGAUGGAGUAGGGGGACAGUCAGUCUGGAUGGAUGGUUAGGAUGGAGUUGGGGGACAGUCUGGCUGGAUGGAUGGUUAGGGACGGAGUAGGGGGACAGUCUGGAUGGAUGUUAGGGACGGAGUAGGGGGACAGUCUGGCUGGAUGGAUGGUUAGGGAUGGAGUAGGGGGACAGUCUGGCUGGAUGGAUGGUUAGGAUGGAGUAGGGGGGACAGUCUGGCUGGAUGGAUGGUUAGGAUGGAGUAGGGGGACAGUCAGGCUGGAUGGAUAGGAUGGAGUAGGGGGACAGUCUGGAUGGAUGGUUAGAGAUGGAGUAGGGGGACAGUCUGGCUGGAUGGAUGGUUAGGGACGGAGUAGGGGGACAGUCUGGCUGGAUGGAUGGUUAGAGAUGGAGUAGGGGGACAGUCUGGCUGGAUGGAUGGUUAGAGAUGGAGUAGGGGGACAGUCUGGCUGGAUGGAUGGUUAGGAUGGAGUAGGGGGACAGUCUGGCUGGAUGGAUGGUUAGGGACGGAGUAGGGGGACAGUCUGGCUGGAUGGAUGGUUAGGAUGGAGUAGGGGGACAGUCUGGCUGGAUGGAUGGUUAGGAUGGAGUAGGGGGACAGUCUGGAUGGAUGGUUAGAGAUGGAGUAGGGGGACAGUCUGGCUGGAUGGAUGGUUAGGGACGGAGUAGGGGGACAGUCUGGCUGGAUGGAUGGUUAGGAUGGAGUAGGGGGACAGUCUGGAUGGAUGGUUAGAGAUGGAGUAGGGGGACAGUCUGGCUGGAUGGAUGGUUAGGGACGGAGUAGGGGGACAGUCUGGCUGGAUGGAUGGUUAGGGACGGAGUAGGGGGACAAUCUGGCAGGAUGGAUGGUUAGGAUGGAGUAGGGGGACAGUCUGGCUGGAUGGAUGGUUUGGAUGGAGUAGGGGGACAGUCUGGAUGGAUGGUUAGGGAUGGAGUAGAGCGACAGUCUGGCUGGAUGGAUGGUUAGGGAUGGAGUAGGGGGACAGUCUGGCUGGAUGGAUGGUUAGGGAUGGAGUAGGGGGACAGUCUGGCUGGAUGGAUGGUUAGGAUGGAGUAGAGGGACAGUCUGGAUGGAUGGUUAGGAUGGAGUAGGGGGACAGUCUGGCUGGAUGGUUAGGAUGGAGUAGGGGGACAGUCAGUCUGGCUGGAUGGAUGGUUAGGGACGGAGUAGGGGGACAGUCAGUCUGGAUGGAUGGUUAGGAUGGAGUAGGGGGACAGUCUGGCUGGAUGGAUGGUUAGGGAUGGAGUAGGGGGACAGUCUGGAUGGAUGGUUAGGGAUGGAGUAGGGGGACAGUCUGGAUGGAUGGUUAGGGAUGGAGUAGGGGGACAGUCUGGAUGGAUGGUUAGAGAUGGAGUAGGGGGACAGUCUGGAUGGAUGGUUAGAGAUGGAGUAGGGGGACAGUCUGGAUGGAUGGUUAGGAUGGAGUAGGGGGACAGUCUGGAUGGAUGGUUAGAGAUGGAGUAGGGGGACAGUCUGGCUGGAUGGAUGGUUAGGAUGGAGUAGGGGGACAGUCUGGCUGGAUGGAUGGUUAGGAUGGAGUAGGGGGACAGUCAGUGGCUGGAUGGAUGGUUAGGAUGGAGUAGGGGGACAGUCAGUGGCUGGAUGGAUGGUUAGGAUGGAGUAGGGGGACAGUCAGUCUGGAUGGAUGGAUGGAUGGUUAGGAUGGAGUAGGGGGACAGUCAGUGGCUGGAUGGAUGGUUAGGAUGGAGUAGGGGGACAGUCAGUGGCUGGAUGGAUGGUUAGGAUGGAGUAGGGGGACAGUCAGUGGAUGGAUGGAUGGUUACAACAACUACAACAUCCCAAUCCUAAUAACACUAACUCUGUCUCCCUCCCUUCCAUCCUAUAGUCCUCUGGACCGAGCCCAGGGUGAUACUAACUCUGUCUCUCUCCCUUCCAUCCUAUAGUCCUCUGGACCGGGCCCAGGGUGAUACUAACUCUGUCUCUCUCCCUUCCAUCCUAUAGUCCUCUGGACCGGGCCCAGGGUGAUACUAACUCUGUCUCCCUCCCUUCCAUCCUAUAGUCCUCUGGACCGAGCCCAGGGUGAUACUAACUCUGUCUCUCUCCCUUCCAUCCUAUAGUCCUCUGGACCGGGCCCAGGGUGAUACUAACUCUGUCUCCCUCCCUUCCAUCCUGUAGAGUCCUCUGGACCGGGCCCAGGGUGCCACUAACUCUGUCUCCCUCCCAUCCUGUAGAGUCCUCUGGACCGGGCCCAGGGUGCUAAGAACAAGGGCAACAAGUACUUCAAGGCUGGGAAGUAUGAGCAGGCCAUCCAGUGUUACACAGAGGCCAUCGGUCUGUGUCCUAGAGAGAACCAGACAGACCUGUCCACCUUUUACCAGAACAGAGCUGCUGCCUACGAACAGCAGGUAACUAUCACCACGGCAACCAUUCAUUAUGAUGCUCUGGAUGUGUUCAUGUGGGUUUAUAGCAGUGGAGGCUGGUGAGGGGAGUGCAGGCAUAGUAACAGCUGGAAUGGAAUGCCGUUUCAUUCAUUCCAUACCAGACAUUACAAUGAGCCCGUCGUCUGGUUGAAGGUGUCAUCAACCAACACCGGUUUCCAGUGGAGAACUAUUGUAUGCAUAUGUUCCUGUGUUAACAUUAACAACAUGGCUGUGACCUCCAGAUGAAGUGGACCGAGGUGGUGCAGGACUGUACCAGGGUUAGGGUUUCAUGUGGUGGUGUACCCAGGGUUAGGGUUUCAUGUGGUGGUGUACCCAGGGUUAGGGUUUCAUGUGGUACUGUACCAGGGUUAGGGUUUCAUGUGGUGGUGUACCCAGGGUUUCAUGUGGUGGUGUACCCAGGGUUAGGGUUUCAUGUGGUACUGUACCAGGGUUAGGGUUUCAUGUGGUGGUGUACCCAGGGUUUCAUGUGGUGGUGUACCCAGGGUUAGGGUUUCAUGUGGUGGUGUACCCAGGGUUAGGGUUUCAUGUGGUGGUGUACCCAGGGUUAGGGUUUCAUGUGGUGGUGUACCCAGGGUUAGGGUUUCAUGUGGUGGUGUACCCAGGGUUAGGGUUUCAUGUGGUGGUGUACCCAGGGUUAGGGUUUCAUGUGGUGGUGUACCCAGGGUUAGGGUUUCAUGUGGUGGUGUACCCAGGGUUAGGGUUUCAUGUGGUACUGUACCAGGGUUAGGGUUUCAUGUGGUGGUGUACCCAGGGUUUCAUAUGGUACUGUACCAGGGUUAGGGUUUCAUAUGGUACUGUACCAGGGUUAGGGUUUCAUGUGGUGGUGUACCCAGGGUUAGGGUUUCAUGUGGUGGUGUACCCAGGGUUAGGGUUUCAUGUGGUACUGUACCAGGGUUAGGGUUUCAUGUGGUGGUGUACCCAGGGUUUCAUGUGGUGGUGUACCCAGGGUUAGGGUUUCAUGUGGUACUGUACCAGGGUUAGGGUUUCAUGUGGUGGUGUACCCAGGGUUUCAUGUGGUGGUGUACCCAGGGUUAGGGUUUCAUGUGGUGGUGUACCCAGGGUUAGGGUUUCAUGUGGUGGUGUACCCAGGGUUAGGGUUUCAUGUGGUGGUGUACCCAGGGUUAGGGUUUCAUGUGGUGGUGUACCCAGGGUUAGGGUUUCAUGUGGUGGUGUACCCAGGGUUAGGGUUUCAUGUGGUGGUGUACCCAGGGUUAGGGUUUCAUGUGGUACUGUACCAGGGUUAGGGUUUCAUGUGGUGGUGUACCCAGGGUUUCAUAUGGUACUGUACCAGGGUUAGGGUUUCAUAUGGUACUGUACCAGGGUUAGGGUUUCAUGUGGUGGUGUACCCAGGGUUAGGGUUUCAUGUGGUACUGUACCAGGGUUAGGGUUUUCAUGUGGUGGUGUACCCAGGGUUUCAUGUGGUGGUGUACCCAGGGUUAGGGUUUCAUGUGGUGGUGUACCCAGGGUUAGGGUUUCAUGUGGUGGUGUACCCAGGGUUAGGGUUUCAUGUGGUGGUGUACCCAGGGUUAGGGUUUCAUGUGGUGGUGUACCCAGGUUAGGGUUUCAUGUGGUGGUGUACCCAGGGUUAGGGUUUCAUGUGGUGGUGUACCCAGGGUUAGGGUUUCAUGUGGUGGUGUACCCAGGGUUUCAUGUGGUGGUGUACCCAGGGUUAGGGUUUCAUGUGGUGGUGUACCCAGGGUUAGGGUUUCAUGUGGUGGUGUACCCAGGGUUAGGGUUUCAUGUGGUACUGUACCAGGGUUAGGGUUUCAUGUGGUGGUGUACCCAGGUUUCAUGUGGUGGGUUGUACCCAGGGUUAGGGUUUCAUGUGGUGGUGUACCCAGGGUUAGGGUUUCAUGUGGUUGGUGUACCCAGGGUUAGGGUUUCAUGUAGUGGGUGUACCCAGGGUUAGGGUUUCAUGUGGUGGUGUACCCCAGGGUUAGGGUUUCAUGUGGUGGUGUACCCAGGGUUAGGGUUUAAUGUGGUGGUGUACCCAGGGUUAGGGUUUCAUGUGGUGGUGUACCAGGGUUAGGGUUUCAUGUGGUGGUGUACCCAGGGUUAGGGUUUCAUGUGGUAGUGUACCCAGGGUUAGGGUUUCAUGUGGUGGUGUACCCAGGGUUAGGGUUUCAUGUGGUGGUGUACCCAGGGGUUAGGGUUUCAUGUGGUGGUGUACCCAGGGUUAGGGUUUCAUGUGGUGGUGUACCCAGGGUUAGGGUUUCAUGUGGUGGUGUACCCAGGGUUAGGGUUUCAUGUGGUGGUGUAACCAGGGUUAGGGUUUCAUGUGGUGGUGUACCCAGGGUUAGGGUUUCAUGUGGUGGUGUAACCCAGUGGUUAGGUUUCAUGUGGUACUGUACCAGGGUAGGGUUUCAUGUGGUGUGUACCCAGGUUUCAUGUGGUGUGUACCCAGGUUUCAUGUGGUGGUGUACCCAGGGUUAGGGUUUCAUGUGGUGGUGUACCCAGGGUUAGGGUUUCAUGUGGUGGUGUACCCAGGUUAGGGUUUCAUGUGGUGGUGACCCAGGGUUAGGGUUUCAUGGUGGUGUGUACCCAGGUUUUCAUGUGGUGGUGUACCCAGGGUUUCAUGUGGGUGUGUACCCAGGUUAGGGUUUCAUUGGUGGUGUACCCAGGGUUUCAUGUUGUUGGUGUACCCAGGGUUAGGUUUCAUGUGGUGGUGUACCCAUGGUUAGGUUUCAGUGUGGUGUACCCAGGUUAGGGUUUCAUGUGGUGGUGUACCCAGGUUAGGGUUUCAUGUGGUUGUACCCAGGGUUAGGGUUUCAUGUGGUUACUGUACCAGGGUUAGGGUUUCAUGUGGUGGUGUACCCAGGGUUUCAUGUGGUGGUGUACCCAGGGUUUCAUGUGUUGGUGUACCCAGGGUUAGGGUUUCAUGUGGUGGUGUACCCAGGGUUUCAUGUGGUGGUGUACCCAGGGUUAGGGUUUCAUGUGGUGGUGUACCCAGGGUUAGGGUUUCAUGUGGUGGUGUACCCAGGGUUAGGGUUUCAUGUGGUGGUGUACCCAGGGUUUAGGGUUUCAUGUGGUGGUGUACCCAGGGUUAGGGUUUCAUGUGGUGGUGUACCCAGGGUUUCAUGUGGUGGUGUACCCAGGGUUAGGGUUUCAUGUGGUGGUGUACCCAGGGUUAGGGUUUCAUGUGGUGGUGUACCCAGGGUUUCAUGUGGUGGUGUACCCAGGGUUUCAUGUGGUGGUGUACCCAGGGUUUCAUGUGGGUGGUGUACCCAGGGUUUCAUGUGGUGGUGUACCCAGGGUUUCAUGUGGUGGUGUACCCAGGGUUAGGGUUUCAUGUGGUGGUGUACCCAGGGUUAGGGUUUCAUGUGGUGGUGUACCCAGGGUUAGGGUUUCAUGUGGUGGUGUACCCAGGGUUAGGGUUUCAUUGGGUGGUGUACCCAGGUUAGGGUUUCAUGUGUGGUGUACCCGGGUUAGGGUUCAUGUGUGGUGUACCCAGGUUAGGGUUUCAUGUGGUGGUGUACCCAGGGUUAGGGUUUCAUUGGUGGUGUACCCAGGGUUAGGGUUUCAUGUGGUGGUGUACCCAGGGUUAGGGUUUCAUGUGGUGGUGUACCCAGGGGUUAGGUUUCAUGUGGUAAUGUGUUAACAUCAACGUCUGUGUUUCCAGAUGAAGUGGACCGGUGGUGCAGACUGUUCCCAGGCUGUAGAGAUGAACCCUCGCUAUAUCAAGGCCCUGUUCGGAGGGCCAAGGCCCUGGGAGACUGGACACAACAAGGAUGUCUGGAAGGUAUGCAAACACACACACACCACACACACACACCACACACACACCCCACACACACACCACACACACACACCACACUGAUACAGGAGUACCUGGAAGUACACACACACACACACACACCACACACACACACACACACACACACACACACACACACACACACACACACACACACACACACACACUGGAUAACAAGGAGUACCUGGAAGGUACACACACACACACACACACACACACACACACACACACUGGACAACAAGAAGGAGGCCUGGAGGAUAGGUCUCAGAUCACAGCUGUCCUCUAAAGGCAUAUGAUACGACAACAAGGCUAAUAGAAGUGAUCUGGUGUUUUUGUGUUAUAAAAUGUUCCUGUAGAUGUGACGGCGGUAUGUAUCCUGGAGGCCUUUCAGAACCAGCAGAGUAUGCUCCUAGCAGACAAAGUCCUCAAACUGCUGGGGAAGGAGAAGGCCAAAGACAAAUACAAGGUGAGAGGAUCUCCCAGCUCCCAGCUUUCCUGCUGCUCCUUAUUGAACUUAGAUGCUGUUUGAUUACAACUAGUUGAAUGUUGGUGCAUUACCACUGUCAAGCUUUGCACCAGUGUUUGUUUGGUAUGGUCCAUUACCACUGUCAAGCUUUGCACAAGUGUUUGUUUGGUACGGUACAUUAACACUGUCAAGCUUUGCACCAAUGUACCACUUGCCGUGCUGUAGCAGAGAGAACAGUCUAUGACUUGGGUGGCUGGAGUCUUAGACAAUUUUUAGGGCCUUCCUCUGACACCGCCUGGUAUAGAGGUCCUGGAUGGCAGGGAGCUCGGCCCCAGUGAUUUAAUGGGCCAUACACACUACCCUCUGUAGUACCUUGCGGUCGGAUACCAAACAUGAUUAUUACACAAGCGCACCUUGUGCUGGGGACAAUAAAAGGCCACUCUAAAAUGUGCAGUUUUGUCACACAACACAAUGCCACUGAUGUCUCAAGUUUUGAGGGAGCGUGCAAUUGGCAUGCUGACUGCAGGAAGAUAAUUUCAGCACAGUUUUGAUUGGGACAGCGCCAUAGCGCUGCUUUGAGACAAUCGUGGGGACUCGUUUCUGAAUCUCCGUUUGGAUAUUGGUUAGGCUACAAUUAGGCUGUGGAAAGGUUAGCUGGGAUGAGUGUUGCCAAUGAUCAUCUUGUUUAGUUGGCUCAUUUCUUAGCACCGAUCAGAACAGUUUGCUAGCGUGUUACGUAGUUUAUCAAGUGGAUUAUUUUUUUAUCAAGUGAAGCCUCUUGACUUGUCUUAAUCAAUGUGAUUUUGCUUCACUGAAUCUCUGUCUGUAUAGGCUAUUUGGUUCAUUGGUUUCUGGCUGGGCAAAUAAGUGGAGGUGGAAUAGCUGAUUUAGUACUGAUCAGAAACAUUUAGCAUGAUAGACCUUCAUUUGAUUUGGGCUACAUUCUAUCAGUUUUGCUAGAUCGCGUAAAGGCAACUCCAGAAACCCACAGAGGUUGGGAAAUAUGAACGAGACAUGCUUUUGAAAAUAGGAUUAAUAUUAUUUUCUAUUUGUAUCAUGAUGAAGGUAAGACCCUACGCCUGUUCCCUAACAAAGCGGAGGGAGGGUAGGAAAGAGAUGAAACGUGGGCUUGGGCUCGGUUUUAAAAUAUAUCUUUUUUUACAGUGAGGGAAAAAAGUAUUUGAUCCCCUGCUGAUUUUGUACGUUUGCCCACUGACAAAGACAUGAUCAGUCUAUAAUUUUAAUGGUAGGUUUAUUUGAACAGUGAGAGACAGAAUAACUACAAAAAUAUCCAGAAAAAUGCAUGUCAAAAAUGUUAUAAAUUGAUUAGCAUUUUAAUGAGGGAAAUAAGUAUUUGACCCCCUCUCAAUCAGAAAGAUUUCUGGGUCCCAGGUGUCUUUUAUACAGGUAACGAGCUGAGAUUAGGAGCACACUCUUAAAGGGAGUGCUCCUAAUCUCAGUUUGUUACCUGUAUAAAAGACACCUGUCCACAGAAGCAAUCAAUCAAUCAGAUUCCAAACUCUCCACCAUGGCCAAGACCAAAGAGCUCUCCAAGGAUGUCAGGGACAAGAUUGUAGACCUACACAAGGCUGAAAUGGGCUACAAGAACAUCGCCAAGCAGCUUGGUGAGAAGGUGACAACAGUUGGUCCGAUUAUUUGCAAAUGGAAGAAACACAAAAUAACUGUCAUUCUCCCUCGGCCUGGGGCUCCAUGCAAGAUCUCACCUCGUGGAGUUGCAAUGAUCAUGAGAACGGUGAGGAAUCAGCCCAGAACUACACGGGAGGAUCUUGUCAAUGAUCUCAAGGCAGCUGGGACCAUAGUCACCAAGAAGACAAUUGAUAACACACUACGCUGUGAAGGACUGAAAUCCUGCAGCGCCCGCAAGGUCCCGCUGCUCAAGAAAGCACAUAUACAGGCCCGUCUGAAGUUUGCCAAUGAACAUCUGAAUGAUUCAGAGGAGAACUGGGUGAAAGUGUUGUGGUCAGAUGAGACCAAAAUGGAGCUCUUUGGCAUCAACUCAACUCGCCGUGUUUGGAGGAGGAGGAAUGCUGCCUAUGACCCCAAGAACACCAUCCCCACCGUCAAACAUGGAGGUGGAAACAUUAUGCUUUGGGGGUGUUUUUCUGCUAAGGGGACAGGACAACUUCACCGCAUCAAGGGACGAUGGACGGGGCCAUGUACCGUCAAAUCUUGGGUGAGAACCACCUCCCCUCAGCCAGGGCAUUGAAAAUGGGUUGUGGAUGGGUAGUCCAGCAUGACAAUGACCCAAAACACACGGCCAAGGCAACAAAGGAGUGGCUCAAGAAGAAGCACAUUAAGGUCCUGGAGUGGCCUAGCCAGUCUCCAGACCUUAAUCCCAUAGAAAAUGUGUGGAGGGAGCUGAAGGUUCGAGUUGCCAAACGUCAGCCUCGUAACCUUAAUGACUUGGAGAAGAUCUGCAAAGAGGACUGGGACAAAAUCCCUCCUGAGAUGUGGGCAAACCUGGUGGCCAACUACAAGAAACGUCUGGUUUUGCCACCAAGUACUAAGUCAUGUUUUGCAGAGGGGGUCAAAUACUUAUUUCCCUCAUUAAACUGCAAAUCAAUUCAUAAAAUUUUUCACAUGUGUUUUUCUGGAUUUUUUUUAUUUUUAUUCUGUCUCUCACUGUUCAAAUAAACCUAUCAUUAAAAUUAUAGACUGAUCAUGUCUUUGUCAGUGGGCAAACGUACAAAAUCAGCAGGGGAUCAAAUACUUUUUUCCCUCACUGUACAUGACAGCGGUUCCACACGUUCCCGUGACACAAGUUGUGUGGAAAUAAUAUUUGUUAUAUUUUAUUCUGUUAUAGUCCGUUAUAUUCUUACUAUAAAAUAUGUGUGUUGACUGAUCGGGUAGGUGUGUCCUGUCUGUUUAAUGAACAAAAUAACUAACUAUUGAUUUCAUUUGGAUGGUGCAGCAAUGGCUGCAUAGACCCUAACAUAGGCCUAAUUCAACUCAAAAUAUUCUGUUCUAGUCUUUUGAAAAUACAUUUAAUUAGUCUUUAUAAUAUUUCUUGCCUAAAUGAAUGAAUAAUGGAUUUGUUUUUGAUGGUGUAUAUUCUCAAUGGAUUUAUUAAAAUAGACACCCAACCACAUCUGCAUACCACUACUACCACUCAUCCCCGGCAGGCCCACCGGAGGUAUAAAAGGUGGGCCUGUUUGUAAGGGGGUCAUAUAAACAUUGCCCUAUUCAUUUUUAAAAAUGCAAAAUACCGUAAAUACUUUGUAAAACCAGUACAAGUCUCACCCUCCCUCUUCUCGCUCUAUUUCCAUCUCUUCUCUCUCCAGAACCGUGACCCCCUGAUGCCUUCUCCUCAGUUCAUCAAGUCCUACUUCAGCUCCUUCACCGAUGACAUAAUCAGCCAGCCGCUCCAGAAGGGCGAGAAGAAGGACGAGGACAAGGACAACGAGGGAGAGGCCGCAGAGGUCACAGAAAGGUCAGAAGUCACUGUGUGAUGUCACUUUCUGUAUGUUGGCUUUGGAUGGAGAGGCCAGCCUAACUACUAGGGUCAAUCUAUCUGCCAGCCUAACUACUAGGGUCAAUCUCUAUCUGCCAGCCUAACUAUUAGGGUCAAUCUCUAUCUGCCAGCCUAACUACUAGGGUCAAUCUAUCUGCCAGCCUAACUACUAGGGUCAAUCUCUAUCUGCCAGCCUAACUAUUAGGGUCAAUCUCUAUCUGCCACCUAACUACUAGGGUCAAUCUCUAUCUUGCCAGCCUAACUACUAGGGUCAAUCUCUAUCUGCCAGCCUAACUACUAGGGUCAAUCUCUAUCUGCCAGCCUAACUACUAGGGUCAAUCUCUAUCUGCCCAGCCUAACUACUAGGGCUCAAUCUCUAUCUGCCAGCCUAACUACUAGGGUCAAUCUCUAUCUGCCAGCCUAACUACUAGGGCUCAAUCUCUAUCUGCCAGCCUAACUACUAGGGUCAAUCUCUAUCUGCCAGCCUAACUACUAGGGUCAAUCUCUAUCUGCCAGCCUAACUACUAGGGUCAAUCUCUAUCUGCCAGCCUAACUACUAGGGCUCAAUCUCUAUCUGCCAGCCUAACUACUAGGCUCAAUCUCUAUCUGCCAGCCUAACCACUAGGGUCAAUCUCUAUCUGCCAGCCUAACUAUUAGGGUCAAUCUCUAUCUGCCAGCCUAACUACUAGGGUCAAUCUCUAUCUGCCAGCCUAACUACUAGGGUCAAUCUCUAUCUGCCAGCCUAACUACUAGGGUCAAUCUCUAUCUGCCAGCCUAACUACUAGGGUCAAUCUCUAUCUGCCAGCCUAACUACUAGGGUCAAUCUCUAUCUGCCAGCCUAACUACUAGGGUCAAUCUCUAUCUGCCAGCCUAACUAUUAGGGCUCAAUCUCUAUCUGCCAGCCUAACUACUAGGGUCAAUCUCUAUCUGCCAGCCUAACUACUAGGGUCAAUCUCUAUCUGCCAGCCUAACUACUAGGGUCAAUCUCUAUCUGCCAGCCUAACUACUAGGGUCAAUCUCUAUCUGCCAGCCUAACUACUAGGGUUCAAUCUCUAUCUGCCAGCCUAACUACUAGGGUUCAAUCUCUAUCUGCCAGCCUAACUACUAGGGCUCAAUCUCUAUCUGCCAGCCUAACUACUAGGGUCAAUCUCUAUCUGCCAGCCUAACUACUAGGGUCAAUCUCUAUCUGCCAGCCUAACUACUAGGGUCAAUCUCUAUCUGCCAGCCUAACUACUAGGCUCAAUCCUAUCUGCCACCUAACUACUAGGGCUCAAUCUCUAUCUGCCAGCCUAACUACUAGGGUCAAUCUCUAUCUGCCAGCCUAACUACUAGGGUCAAUCUCUAUCUGCCAGCCUAACUACUAGGGUCAAUCUCUAUCUGCCAGCCUAACUACUAGGGUCAAUCUCUAUCUGCCAGCCUAACUACUAGGGUCAAUCUCUAUCUGCCAGCCUAACUACUAGGGUCAAUCUCUAUCUGCCAGCCUAACUACUAGGGUCAAUCUCUAUCUGCCAGCCUAACUACUAGGGUCAAUCUCUAUCUGCCAGCCUAACCACUAGGGUCAAUCUCUAUCUGCCAGCCUAACUACUAGGGCUCAAUCUUUAUCUGCCAGCCUAACUACUAGGGUCAAUCUCUAUCUGCCAGCCUAACUACUAGGGCUCAAUCUCUAUCUGCCAGCCUAACUACUAGGGUCAAUCUCUAUCUGCCAGCCUAACUACUAGGGUCAAUCUCUAUCUGCUCGGCUGCUUCUCAACCGUAUUGGAGGAGAAGGUCCACAGAACCUCCCCUCAGGCCUUCUUGUCCAAUGGGGUUUGAGAAGAAGGCGAGAACAGAGGAUACUAGGAAUUGAGGAAAGAUACAUUUUGAAAGAGCCUAAUAUGUAGCCCAUAUCCCUCUGCCCCCCCUGCUCUCCUGUCCCCCUGUCCCUCUGUCCCCCCUGCUCUCCUGUCCCUCUGUCCCCCCUGCUCUCCUGCCCCCCCUGCUCUCCUGUCCCUCUGUCCCCCCCAUCCCUCUGUCCCCCCCUGCUCUCCUGUCCCUCUGUCCCCCCUGCUCUCCUGUCCCCCUGCUCUCCUGUCCCUCUGUCCCCCCCAUCCCUCUGUCCCCCCUGCUCUCCUGUCCCUCUGUCCCCCCUGCUCUCCUGUCCCUCUGUCCCCCCUUGCUCUCCUGCCCCCCCUGCUCUCCUGCCCCCCCUGCUCUCCUGUCCCUCUGUCCCCCUGCUCUCCUGUCCCUCUGCCCCCCCUGCUCUCCUGUCCCUCUGUCCCCCCUGCUCUCCUGUCCCCCCUGCUCUCCUGUCCCUCUGUCCCCCCUGCUCUCCUGUCCCCCUGCUCUCCUGUCCCUCUUGUCCCCCCUGCUCUCCUGUCCCCCCUGCUCUCCUGUCCCUCUGUCCCCCCUGCUCUCCUGUCCCCCCCUGCUCUCCUGUCCCUCUGUCCCCCCUGCUCUCCUGUCCCCCUGCUCUCCUGUCCCCCUGCUCUCCUGUCCCCCCCUGCUCUCCUGUCCCCCCUGCUCUCCUGUCCCCCCUGCUCUCCUGUCCCCCUGCUCUCCCUGUCCCUAUGUCCCCCCCUGCUCUCCUGUCCCCCCUGCUCUCCUGUCCCCCUGCUCUCCUGUCCCUCUGUCCCCCCUGCUCUCCUGUCCCCCCUGCUCUCCUGUCCCUCUGUCCCCCCUGCUCUCCUGUCCCCCUGCUCUCCUGUCCCCCCUGCUCUCCUGUCCCCUCCCCCUGCUCUCCUGUCCCCCCCCCCCUGCUCUCCUGUCCCUCUGUCCCCCUGCUCUCCUGUCCCCCCUGCUCUCCUGUCCCCCUGCUCUCCUGUCCCCCCUGCUCUCCUGUCCCCCUGCUCUCCUGUCCCUCUGUCCCCCCUGCUCUCCUGUCCCCCUGCUCUCCUGUCCCCCCUGCUCUCCUGUCCCUCUGUCCCCCCUGCUCUCCUGUCCCCCCUGCUCUCCUGUCCCCCCUGCUCUCCUGUCCCCCUGCUCUCCUGUCCCCCUGCUCUCCUGUCCCCCUGCUCUCCUGUCCCCCCCUGCUCUCCUGUCCCCCUGCUCUCCUGUCCCUCUGUCCCCCCUGCUCUCCUGUCCCCCCUGCUCUCCUGUCUCCCCUGCUCUCCUGUCCCCCCUGCUCUCCUGUCCCCCCUGCUCUCCUGUCCCUCUGUCCCCCCUGCUCUCCUGUCCCCCUGCUCUCCUGUCCCCCCUGCUCUCCUGUCCCCCCCUGCUCUCCUGUCCCCCCUGCUCUCCUGUCCCCCCGCUCUCCUGUCCCUAUGUCCCCCUGCUCUCCUGUCCCCCCUGCUCUCCUGUCCCCCUGCUCUCCUGUCCCUCUGUCCCCCCUGCUCUCCUGUCCCCCCCUGCUCUCCUGUCCCUCUGUCCCCCCUGCUCUCCUGUCCCCCUGCUCUCCUGUCCCUAUGUCCCCCUGCUCUCCUGUCCCCCCUGCUCUCCUGUCCCCCUGCUCUACUGUCCCCCUGCUCUCCUGUCCCUCUGUCCCCCCCUGCUCUCCUGUCCCCCUGCUCUCCUGUCCCCCCUGCUCUCCUGUCCCUCUGUCCCCCCUGCUCUCCUGUCCCCCCUGCUCUCCUGUCCCCCCUGCUCUCCUGUCCCUCUGUCCCCCCUGCUCUCCUGUCCCCCCUGCUCUCCUGUCCCUCUGUCCCCCCUGCUCUCCUGUCCCCCCUGCUCUCCUGUCCCCCCUGCUCUCCUGUCCCUCUGUCCCCCCCUGCUCUCCUGUCCCCCCUGCUCUCCUGUCCCCCCUGCUCUCCUGUCCCUCUGUCCCCCUGCUCUCCUGUCCCCCCUGCUCUCCUGCCCCCCCCUGCUCUCCUGUCCCCCCUGCUCUCCUGUCCCUCUGUCCCCCCUGCUCUCCUGUCCCCCCUGCUCUCCUGUCCCUCUGUCCCCCUGCUCUCCUGUCCCUCUGUCCAUAGCCCUGGUUAUCUGAAGGCCAAGCAGUACAUUAACCCUAUCCCUCUGUGUGUAGUUCUGGUUACCUGAAGGCCAACCAGUACAUUAACCCUAUCCCUCUGUGUGUAGUUCUGGUUAUCUGAAGGCCAAGCAGUACAUUAACCCUAUCCCUCUGUGUGUAGUUCUGGUUAUCUGAAGGCCGACCAGUACAUUAACCCUAUCCCUCUGUGUGUAGUUCUGGUUACCUGAAGGCCAAGCAGUACAUUAACCCUAUCCCUCUGUGUGUAGCUCUGGUUAUCUGAAGGCCAACCAGUACAUUAACCCUAUCCCUCUGUGUGUAGUUCUGGUUACCUGAAGGCCAAGCAGUACAUUAACCCUAUCCCUCUGUGUGUAGUUCUGGUUACCUGAAGGCCAACCAGUACAUUAACCCUAUCCCUCUGUGUGUAGUUCUGGUUAUCUGAAGGCCAAGCAGUACAUUAACCCAUCCCUCUGUGUGUAGUUCUGGUUACCUGAAGGCCAAGCAGUACAUUAACCCUAUCCCUCUGUGUGUAGUUCUGGUUUAUCUGAAGGCCGACCAGUACAUUAACCCCUAUCCCUCUGUGUGUAGUUCUGGUUAUCUGAAGGCCGACCAGUACAUUAACCCUAUCCCUCUGUGUGUAGUUUCUGGUUAUCUGAAGGCCAAACCAGUACAUUAACCCUAUCCCUCUGUGUGUAGUUCUGGUUACCUGAAGGCCAAGCAGUACAUUAACCCUAUCCCUCUGUGUGAGUUCUGGUUACCUGAAGGCCAGCAGUACAUUAACCCUAUCCCUCUGUGUGUAGUUCUGGUUACCUGAAGGCCAAGCAGUACAUUAACCCUAUCCCUCUGUGUGUAGUUCUGGUUAUCUGAAGGCCAAGCAGUACAUUAACCCUAUCCCUCUGUGUGUAGUUCUGGUUAUCUGAAGGCCAAGCAGUACAUUAACCCUAUCCCUCUGUGUGUAGUUCUGGUUAUCUGAAGGCCAACCAGUACAUUAACCCUAUCCCUCUGUGUGUAGUUCUGGUUACCUGAAGGCCAACCAGUACAUUAACCCUAUCCCUCUGUGUGUAGUUCUGGUUACCUGAAGGCCAACCAGUACAUUAACCCUAUCCCUCUUUGUGUAGCUCUGGUUACCUGAAGGCCAACCAGUACAUUAACCCUAUCCCUCUGUGUGUAGUUCUGGUUACCUGAAGGCCAAGCAGUACAUUAACCCUAUCCCUCUGUGUGUAGUUCUGGUUACCUGAAGGCCAACCAGUACAUUAACCCUAUCCCUCUGUGUGUAGCUCUGGUUACCUGAAGGCCAAGCAGUACAUUAACCCUAACCCUCUGUGUGUAGUUCUGGUUACCUGAAGGCCAAGCAGUACAUUAACCCUAUCCCUCUGUGUGUAGUUCUGGUUACCUGAAGGCCAACCAGUACAUUAACCCUAUCCCUCUGUGUGUAGUUCUGGUUACCUGAAGGCCAAGCAGUACAUGGAGGAGGAGAACUAUGAUAAGAUUAUCAGUGAGUGCACUAAGGAGGUGGAGUCUGGGGGCCGGUACACUGCUGAGGCCCUGUUGCUACGGGCAACCUUCUACCUCCUGAUUGGCAACGCCACCGGUGCCCAGCCAGACCUGGACCGGGUCAUUAACAUGGAGGACUCCAACGUCAAGGUAGUGUGUUUCAAGGUCAAGGUAGUUUUAUUUGUCACAUGCACAAGUACAGCGAAAUACUAGCCCUACCCAACAGUGCAGUAUUUCAUAUCAAAAUAGUAUAACUACACUGAACAAAAACAUAAACGCAACAUGCAACAAUUUCAAAGAUUUUACUGAGUUACAGUUCUUAUAAGGAAAUCAGUCAAUUGAAAUUAAUUCAUUAGGAUCUAAUCUAUGAAUUUCACAUGACUUGGAAUACAGAUAUGUAUCUGUUGGUCAAAGAUACAGUGGGGAAAAAAAGUAUUUAGUCAGCCACCAAUUGUGCAAGUUCUCCCACUUAAAAAGAUGAGAGGCCUGUAAUUUUCAUCAUAGGUACACGUCAACUAUGACAGACAAAAUGAGAAGAAAAAAAAUUCAGAAAGUCACAUUGUAGGAUUUUUAAUGAAUUUAUUUGCAAAUUAUGGUGGAAAAUAAGUAUUUGGUCACCUACAAACAAGCAAGAUUUCUGGCUCUCACAGACCUGUAACUUCUUCUUUAAGAGGCUCCUCUGUCCUCCACUCGUUACCUGUAUUAAUGGCACCUGUUUGAACUUGUUAUCAGUAUAAAAGACACCUGUCCACAACCUCAAACAGUCACACUCCAAACUCCACUAUGGCCAAGACCAAAGAGCUGUCAAAGGACACCAGAAACAAAAUUGUAGACCUGCACCAGGCUGGGAAGACUGAAUCUGCAAUAGGUAAGCAGCUUGGUUUGAAGAAAUCAACUGUGGGAGCAAUUAUUAGGAAAUGGAAGACAUACAAGACCACUGAUAAUCUCCCUCGAUCUGGGGCUCCACGCAAGAUCUCACCCCGUGGGGUCAAAAUGAUCACAAGAACGGUGAGCAAAAAUCCCAGAACCACACGGGGGGACCUAGUGAAUGACCUGCAGAGAGCUGGGACCAAAGUAACAAAGCCUACCAUCAGUAACACACUACGCCGCCAGGGACUCAAAUCCUGCAGUGCCAGACGUGUCCAGGCCCGUCUGAAGUUUGCUAGAGUGCAUUUGGAUGAUCCAGAAGAGGAUUGGGAGAAUGUCAUAUGGUCAGAUGAAACCAAAAUAGAACAUUUUGGUAAAAACUCAACUCGUCGUGUUUGGAGGACAAAGAAUGCUGAGUUGCAUCCAAAGAACACCAUUCCUACUGUGAAGCAUGGGGGUGGAAACAUCAUGCUUUGGGGCUGUUUUUCUGCAAAGGGACCAGGAUGACUGAUCCGUGUAAAGGAAAGAAUGAAUGGGGCCAUGUAUCGUGAGAUUUUGAGUGAAAACCUCCUUCCAUCAGCAAGGGCAUUGAAGAUGAAACGUGGCUGGGUCUUUCAGCAUGACAAUGAUCCCAAACACACCGCCCGGGCAACGAAGGAGUGGCUUUGUAAGAAGCAUUUCAAGGUCCUGGAGUGGCCUAGCCAGUCUCCAGAUCUCAACCCCAUAGAAAAUCUUUGGAGGGAGUUGAAAGUCUGUGUUGCCCAGCGACAGCCCCUAAACAUCACUGCUCUAGAGGAGAUCUGCAUGGAGGAAUGGGCCAAAAUACCAGCAACAGUGUGUGAAAACCUUGUGAAGACUUACAGAAAACGUUUGACCUGUGUCAUUGCCAACAAAGGGUAUAUAACAAAGUAUUGAGAAACUUUUUGUUAUUGACCAAAUACUUAUUUUCCACCAUAAUUUGCAAAUAAAUUCAUUAAAAAUCCUACAAUGUGAUUUUCUGGAUUUUUUUUCCUCAUUUUGUCUGUCAUAGUUGACGUGUACCUAUGAUGAAAAUUACAGGCCUCUCAUCUUUUUAAGUGGGAGAACUUGCACAAUUGGUGGCUGACUAAAUACUUUUUUUCCCCACUGUAUCUUAAAAAUAAAGGUAGGGGCGUGGAUCAGAAAACCAGUCAGUAUCUGGUGUGACUAGUUUGAGAAACAGACGCCUCACAGGUCCUCAACUGGCAGCUUCAUUAAAUAGUACCCGCAAAACACCAGUCUCAACGUCAACAGUGAAGAGGCGACUCCGGGAUGCUGACCUUCUAGGCAGAGUUGCAAAGAAAAAGCCAAAUCUCAGACUGGCCUAUAAAAUGAAAAGAUUAAGAUGGGCAGUCUGAGAUAUGGCUUUUUCUUUGCAACUCUGCCUAGAAGGUCAGCAUCUGGGUUGUUGCCCUCCUACGGCCUCCUCCACGGACAUGUCUAAGUGACCCCUAACUUUUGAACGGUAGUGAACUGCUCUCCAUACUGACAUGGUCUGUCUGUCUCCACCCUGAGCGUUGAUUCAUCAUGCAGAGGCCGUAGAGAAGACAGAUUUAGACAUUGCAUAUCAUUUUAACAGUUCCAUUUCACGCCACGCUACGACCUGCUGUUCAUAUAAAUAAUUUAUUGUAAUUUACCAGUUUCUUGCAGUUAGUUAUCCCAGGAAAAAGGAGUGGGUUUUGGGCGGUAAAUCUGGGUAGCCGGGUUCCUGCCAUUCAACCCUAAACAGCUCCAGUAAUACCAGGUAGAUGUACUGUAUGUGAUAACAGAUCUUCUCUGUCCUGUCUCUGUCCUGUCUCUGUCUCUGUCUCUGUCCUGUCUCUGUCCUGUCUCUGUCCUGUCUCUGUCCUGUCUCUGUCUCUGUCCUGUAGCUGAGGGCCAAUGCUCUGAUCAAGCGUGGCAGCAUGUACAUGCAGCAGCAACAGCCUAUGAUGUCAACGCAGGACUUCAACAUGGCCGCUGAGAUCGACACGCGCAACGCAGACGUCUACCACCACCGGGGACAGGUACGGAUGUCUCUAUCAAUAUCCAUUAUGGCUGUGCCCAAAUGGUUCCCUACUCCCUACAUGGUGUACUACCCCAUAUGGCUCUGGUUAAAGGUAGGACACUCUACAGUGCCUUGUAAGGUAUUCAUCCCCCUUGGCGUUUUUCCUAUUUUGUUGCAUUCCAACCUGUAAUUUAAAUGGAUUUUUAUUUGGAUUUCAUGUAAUGGACUCACCAAUAGUCCAAAUAGGUGAAGUGAAAUGAAAAAAAUAUUUUUUUUCAAAAAAUGCUACAAAAUAAAUAACAGAGAAGUGGUGCGUGCAUAUGUAUUCACCCCCUUUGCUAUGAAGCCCCUAAAUAAGAUCUGGUGCAACCAAUUACCUUCAGAAGUCACAUAAUUAGUUAGAUUGCACACAGGUGGACUUUAUUUAAGUGUCACAUGAUCUGUCACAUGAUCUCAGUAUAUAUACACCUGUUCUGAAAGACCCCGGAGUCUGCAACACCACUAAGCAAGGGGCACCACCAAGCAAGCGGCACCAUGAAGACCAAGGAGCUCUCCAAACAGGUCAGGGGCAAAGUUGUGGAGAAGUACAGAUCAGGGUUGGGUUAUAAAAAAAAUAUCAAACUUUGAACAUCCCACGGAGCACCAUUUAAAUCCAUUAUUAAAAAAUGGAAAUAAUAUGGCACCACAACAAACCUGCCAAGAGAGGGCCACCCACCAAAACUCACGGACCAGGCAAGGAGGGCAUUAAUCAGAGAGGCAACAAAGAGACCAAAGAUAACCCUGAAGGAGCUGCAAAGCUCCACAGCGGAGAUUGGAGUAUCUGUCCAUAGGACCACUUUAAGCCGUACACUCCACAGAGCUGGGCUUUACGGAAGAGUGGACAGAAAAAAGCCAUUGCUUAAAGAAAAAAAUAAGCUAACACAUUUGGUGUUCGUCAAAAGGCAUGUGGGAGACUCCCCAAACAUAUGGAAGAAGGUACUCUGGUCAGAUGAGACUAAAAUUGAGCUUUUUGGCCAUCAAGGAAAACACUAUGUCUGGCGCAAACCCAACACCUCUCAUCACCCCGAGAACACCAUCACCACAGUGAAGCAUGGUGGUGGCAGCUUCAUGCUGUGGGGAUGUUUUUCAUCGGCAGGGACUGGGAAACUGGUCAUUAUUGAAAGAAUGAUGGAUGGCGCUAAAUACAGGGAAAUUCUUGAGGGAAACCUGUUUCAGUCUUCCAGAGAUUUGAGACUGGGACGGAGGUUCACCUUCCAGCAGGACAAUGACCCUAAGCAUACUGCUAAAGCGACACUCGUGUGGUUUAAGGGGUAACAUUUAAAUGUCUUGGAAUGGCCUAGUCAAAGCACAGACCUCAAUCCAAUUGAGAAUCAGUGGGAUGACUUAAAGAUUGCUGUACACCAGCGGAACCCAUCCAACAUGAAGGAGCUGGAGCAGUUUGCCUUAAUAAUAAUAAUAAUAAUAAUAAUAGUAUGCCAUUUAGCAGACGCUUUUAUCCAAAGCGACUUAUAGUAAUGUGCGCAUACAUUUUUACGUAUGGGUGGUCCCAGGGAUCGAACCCACUACCCUGGCGUUACAAGUGCCAUGCUCUACCAAUUGAGCUACAGAGAAGAAUGGGCAAAAAUCCCAGUGGCUAGAUGUGCCAAGCUUAUAGAGACAUACCCCAAGAGACUUGCAGCUGUAAUUGCUGCCAAAGGUGGCUCUACAAAGUAUCGACUUUGGGGGGCGGGGUGAAUAGUUAUGCACGCUCAAGUUUUCUGUUUUUUUGUCUUAUUUCUUGUUUGUUUCACACAAAAAUAUUUUGCAUCUUCAAAGUGGUAGGCAUGUUGUGUAAAUCAAAUGAUACAAACCCCCCAAAAAUCUAUUUUGAUUGCAGGUUGUAAGGCAACAAAAUAGGAAAAAUGCCAAGGGGGGUGAUUACUUUCACAAGCCACUGUAAAUAGAGAAAAGGGUGCCAUUUGGGACUCUUGUCUAUGUUGCUAUCAGAAGGUUACAUUAAGUCACAUGUCAUUACCCUAACAGACUGAACCGUUUCCUGUUUCCCCUUCAGUUGAAGAUCCUUCUGGACCAGGUGGAGGAGGCUGUGGGAGACUUUGAUGAGUGCAUCCUGCUCAGACCUGACUCUGCUCUGGCACAGGCUCAGAAAUGCUUUGCCCUGGUGAGUUAGGAUCAGGAGACACCACUCUACACAGUGUUUUACGAGGGUCAGAGCUCACCAAUAUGUUAUUUAGUCAACUGUUACGCUGAUAGAUGCAUGUUUCUAUCAGGUCAUCUGCCCUCUAUGGUUAGUGUACUUUUGGGAUGUGUUAUUGUUGUUAAGGUUAAACCUAGAGUCUGUCUCUUGUGUCCUCAGUACAGACAGUCUGUGUCCUCAGUACAGACAGUCUGUGUGUCUCUCGUGUCCUCAGUACAGACAGUCUGUGUGUCUCUCGUGUCCUCAGUACAGACAGUCUGUGUGUCUCUCGUGUCCUCAGUACAGACAGUCUGUGUGUCUCUUGUGUCCUCAGUACAGACAGUCUGUGUGUCUCUUGUGUCCUCAGUACAGACAGUCUGUGUGUCUCUUGUGUCCUCAGGACAGACAGUCUGUGUCCUCAGUACAGACAGUCUGUGUGUCUCUUGUGUCCUCAGUACAGACAGUCUGUGUGUCUCUUGUGUCCUCGGUACAGACAGUCUGUGUGUCUCUUGUGUCCUCGGUACAGACUGUCAGUCUGUCUCUCGUGUCCUCGGUACAGACUGUCUGUGUGUCUCUCGUGUCCUCGGUACAGACUGUCAGUUUGUCUCUUGUGUCCUCAGUAUAGACAGUCUGUGUGUCUCUUGUGUCCUCAGUAUAGACAGUCUGUGUGUCUCUUGUGUCCUCAGUACAGACUGUCUGUGUGUCUCUCGUGUCCUCAGUACAGACAGUCUGUGUGUCUCUCGUGUCCUCAGUACAGACAGUCUGUGUGUCUCUCGUGUCCUCAGUACAGACAGUCUGUGUGUCUCUUGUGUCCUCAGUACAGACAGUCUGUGUGUCUCUUGUGUCCUCAGUACAGACAGUCUGUGUGUCUCUUGUGUCCUCAGGACAGACAGUCUAUGUCCUCAGUACAGACAGUCUGUGUGUCUCUUGUGUCCUCAGUACAGACAGUCUGUGUGUCUCUUGUGUCCUCGGUACAGACAGUCUGUGUGUCUCUUGUGUCCUCGGUACAGACUGUCAGUCUGUCUCUCGUGUCCUCGGUACAGACUGUCUGUGUGUCUCUCGUGUCCUCGGUACAGACUGUCAGUUUGUCUCUUGUGUCCUCAGUAUAGACAGUCUGUGUGUCUCUUGUGUCCUCAGUAUAGACAGUCUGUGUGUCUCUUGUGUCCUCAGUACAGACAGUCUGUGUGUCUCUCGUGUCCUCAGUACAGACUGUCAGUCUGUCUCUUGUGUCCUCAGUACAGACAGUCUGUGUGUCUCUCGUGUCCUCAGUACAGUCAGUCUGUCUCUCAUGUCCUCAGUACAGACAGUCUGUGUGUCUCUUGUGUCCUCGGUACAGACUGUCAGUUUGUCUCUCGUGUCCUCAGUACUACCUUACAAUACACAAAAUAGGCUUCUGAUUGGCACAUUGUUUUUUUUGACUCCACUGUCUGAAGUUGGAGCUGAGCCAAUCAGAGAGCUUGGGCUAGGUGUAAGAAUCUCUGCUCCGGCCUGCCCCGCCCCCGAUAGUCCUAGCACUAUGUUCCUCCUUCCAGCUGGAUGGCAGCUCUCCACUUCGUCUGUUGAUGCCACUGAUGUGUGAGGAAAAAGCGUAGGGAAAAUGGAGAACCAAAUGUUUGCCAAAUACAUUUUCCAAAAUGUUAUGUUAGUCAAGCACAUAACCACUAUUUUGUAGUUUGAUCUCCCCAACGGUGUUAGGCGUGCGCGCAUUUACAUUUUAGUCAUUUAGCAGACGCUCUUAUCCAGAGCGACUUACAGUUAGUGAGUGCAUACAUUUUUCAUACUGGCCCCCCGUGGGAAUCGAACCCACAACCCUGGCGUUGCAAGCGCCAUGCUCUACCAACUGAGCUACAAGGAGUUCAGUGCUUGGAUGGAAACCGACAUGGCAGAGAGCUGUUCCCCCAAUACCUUCCUACACCGAGCGUUAUAUCAGACUGUUAGAGAUGAGCAGGCCUUUGUUAAUGGAAUCAGUUGUGGGUCUGUUCUCUUCAGACAGCUGGAGGUCAACAGAAGGCUGCUAAUGAUGUCAUAAUAGUCAGGUAACCAAUGACAACGAGGCAUGUUGAAUGAAUGGUAGUCUCCCGAACAACAUGAGCAAGAAGCCAGUUUAGGUUUUCACUAGACCCCUAAUAAUUAGAAUAAUCAUUAACCCAGAAAAUGGUGAAAGUGUCAUUGAGACCACCAACUUCAUUUAGGAUCUAACACAAGACUACUGUGCUGGCUACAUUGUGUGAUAUCGUUUAAGACUAGGUUUCAGGAAAUGGCAGUUACAGGGUUUUUUUUAUGCUAAAUUCUCCAACUUCCCGACCUACAUGUACAUAUUACCUCAACUACCUCAACUAACAUGUGCUCAGCACAUUGACUCGGUGCCGGUACCCCCUGUAUAUAGCCUCCCUACUGUUAUUACACAUUGACUCGGUGCCGGUACCCCCUGUAUAUAGCCUCCCUACUGUUAUUUCCCAUUGAAUUGUACCGGUACCCCCUGUAGAUAUAGCCUCCCUACUGUUAUUUCCAUUGACUCUGUACGGGACCCCCUGUAUAUAGCAUCCUACGUUAUUUCCCCUUGACUCUGUACCGGUACCCCCUGUAAUAUAGCUCCCUACUGUUAUUUCCCAUGGACUCCUGCACCGGUACCCCCAUGUUAUAUAGCCUCCUACUGUUAUUUCCCAUUGACUCUGUACGGUUACCCCCUGUAUAUAGCCUCCUAUGUUUUUCCCAUUGACUCUGUACCGGUUACCCCCUGUAUAUAUAGCCUCCCUACUGUUAUUUCCCAUUGACUCUGCACCGGUACCCCCCUGUAUAUAGCCUCCCUACUGUUAUUUUACUGCUGCUCUAAUUAUUUGUUAUUUAUAAAAAAUAAAAAUAAAUGUACUCCAUUUUUUACUUAACACUUCUUCUUAAAACUGCAUUGUUGGUUAAGGGCUUGUAAGUAAGCAUUUCACUGUAAGGUCUACACCUGUUGUAUUCGGCGCAUGUGACAAAUACAAUUUGAUUUGAUUAGUCACCUGUCUGCCGUAUUUAACCCAACCCCUCUGAAUCCGAGAGGUGCGGGGGGGCUGCCUUAAUCCACGUCCACGUCAUCAGCGGCUUGGGAGUAGCAGUUGGGGGUUAACUGCCUUGCUCUAGGGAAGAACGGCAGGUUUUUCCACCUUGCCGGUUCGGUGAUUCGAACCAGCAACGUUUCGGUUACUGGCCCAUCGCUCUUAACCGCUAGGCUACCUGCAUGGAGCAUAGCUCUCUAAGGUUGGUGCAGUAUGGAGCAUACUAAAUGUGAUUAUAGUUUAACCAGCUAGUCUGUGUGUCCUCCCCCCCCAGUACAGACAGGCGUACACUGGCAACAGCCAGUCCCAGGUGCAGACGGCCAUGGACGGCUUUGAGGACGUCAUCAGGAGAUUCCCUAAGUGUGCCGAGGGAUACGCUCUGUACGCUCAGGUAAACAUCACGUCUCACACACGUACUGCAAGUCUCGCCUGUCCUGCACACUAUCGUAACCUGACGUCUUGCCUGGAGUAUGACUGGUUGUCUCAAAACUAACUUUAGUAUGUGAAUCACCCUGAAAUAUUUCUCCUGUGUGUCUGUUAUUCAGGCGUUGACUGACCAGCAGCAGUUUGGCAAGGCAGAUCAGAUGUACAACAAGUGUAUUGACCUGGAGCCAGACAACGCCACAACAUACGUCCACAAGGGGUGAGUUAGUCUGACAACGCUACAACAUACGUCCACAAGGGGUGAGUUAGCCAGACAACGCUACAACAUACGUCCACAAGGGGUGAGUUAGCCAGACAACGCUACAACAUACGUCCACAAGGGGUGAGUUAGCCUGACAACGCUACAACAUACGUCCACAAGGGGUGAGUUAGUCUGACAACGCUACAACAUACGUCCACAAGGGGUGAGUUAGCCAGACAACGCUACAACAUACGUCCACAAGGGGUGAGUUAGCCAGACAACGCUACAACAUACGUCCACAAGGGGUGAGUUAGCCAGACAACGCUACAACAUACGUCCACAAGGGGUGAGUUAGCCAGACAACGCUACAACAUACGUCCACAAGGGGUGAGUUAGCCAGACAACGCUACAACAUACGUCCACAAGGGGUGAGUUAGCCAGACAACGCUACAACAUACGUCCACAAGGGGUGAGUUAGCCUGACAACGCUACAACAUACGUCCACAAGGGGUGAGUUAGCCAGACAACGCUACAACAUACGUCCACAAGGGGUGGAGUUAGCCAGACAAACGCUACAACAUACGUCCACAAGGGGUGAGUUAGCCAGACAACGCUACAACAUACGUCCACAAGGGGUGAGUUAGUCUGACAACGCUACAACAUACGUCCACAAGGGGUGAGUUAGCCUGACAACGCUACAACAUACGUCCACAAGGGGUGAGUUAGCCAGACAACGCUACAACAUACGUCCACAAGGGGUGAGUUAGCCAGACAACGCUACAACAUACAGCACCAGUCAAUAGUUUGCACACACCUACUCAUUCAAGGGUUUUUCUUUAUUUUUUACUAUUUUCUACAUUAUAGAAUAAUAGUGAAGACAUCACAACUAUGAAAUAACACAUAUGGAAUCAUGUAGUAACCAAAAAAAGUGUUAAACAAAUAUAUUUUAUAUUUGAGAUUCUUCAAAUAGCCACCCUUGAUGACAGCUUUGCACACUCUUGGCAUUCUCUCAACCAGCUUCACCUGGAAUGCUUUUCCAACAGUCUUGAAUGAGUUCCCACAUAUGCUGAGCACUUGUUGGCUGCUUUUCCUUCACUCUGCCGUCCGACUCAUCCAAAACCAUCUCAAUUUGGUUGAGGUCGGGGGAUUGUGGAGGUCAGGUCAUCUGAUGCAGCUCUCCAUCACUCUCCUUCUUGGUCAAAUAGCCCUUACACAGCCUGGAGGUGUGUUGGGUCAUUGUCCUGUUGAAAAACAAAUGAUAGUCCCAGUAAGCCCAAACCAGAUGGGAUGGCGUAUCGCUGCAGAAUGCUGUGGUAGCCAUGCUGGUUAAGUGUGCCUUGAAUGCUAAAUAAAUCCCAGACAGUGUCACCAGCAAAGCACCCCCACACCAUAACACCACCUCCUCCAUGCUUUACGGUGGGAACUACACAUGCGGAGAUCAGAAGGCACACCUGUUAAUUGAAAUGCAUUCCAGGUGACUACCUCAUGAAGCUGGUUGAGAUAAUGCCAAGAGUGUGCAAAGCUGUCAUCAAGGCAAAGGGUGGCUAUUUGAAGAAUCUCAAAUAUAAAAUAUAUUUUGAUUUGUUUAAAUAGCUUGUUUGGUUACUACAUGAAUUGCCAUAUGUGUUAUUUCAUUGGAUGUUUGAUGUCUUCACUAUUAUUCUAACAAUGUAGAAAAUAGUAAAAAUAAAGAUUUUGACUGGUACUGUCAACGUCCCAAGGGGUGAUUUAGUCUGCUUUAACUGUCAUAUUUGUCCACCUUCCUUCAUUAUGUCUUGGUUUUAUCUAAGGGCUGGUGUAAGUGGACACUUAGGUUAGAGAUGGUUUUGCAACAUUCACCCUUUAUUAAUCUCAGGUUUACACGUUUCAUUUGUGCCCAUUAACUUUGCUCUGUAUGUUUCUCUGACUAGUGUUAAGUUUCUUUAAUCUUAUUGAUACCUCUCCGAAUUGUUCUAAUGCUUAAAAAUGUAAAGUACCCUUUCCAACUGUUCUGUAUGUAAAUGUACUUGGGUUCUAGGAAGUGUAGCUUUGAAGAGCAUAUUAUCAAAUAAAGAUCAUGGGCGGCGCACAAUGGCCAGCGUCGUCCAGGGUAGGGGAGGGAAUGGCCGGCAGGGAUGUAGCUCAGUUGAUAGAGCAUGGCGUUUGCAACGCCAGGGUUGUGGGUUCGAUUCCCACAGGGGCCAGUAUAAAAAAAAAAAAAUGUAUUCACUAACUGUAAGUCGCUCUGGAUAAGAGCGUCUGCUAAAUGACUAAAAUGUAAAUGUAAAUGUAAACUGUUAACAGGGUUAUCAGUGUAGUAAUGUCACCUCCAUGUCCAUUCCUAGGAUGUUAAUGAUGUUAUAUGUUUAGUAGGGUAUACCUGGUCUGUGUGAUGAGGCCUGUAUGUUUAGUAGGGUAUACCUGGUCUGUGUGAUGAGGCCUGUAGUUAGUAGGGUAUACCUGGUCUGUGUGAUGAGGCCUGUAUGUUUAGUAGGGUAUACCUGGUCUGUGUGAUGAGGCCUGUAUGUUUAGUAGGGUAUACCUGGUCUGUGUGAUGAGGCCUGUAUGUUUAGUAGGGUAUACCUGGUCUGUGUGAUGAGGCCUGUAUGUUUAGUAGGGUAUACCUGGUCUGUGUGAUGAGGCCUGUAUGUUUAGUAGGGUAUACCUGGGCUGUGUGCUGAGGCCUGUAUGUUUAGUAGGGUAUACCUGGUCUGUGUGAUGAGGCCUGUAUGUUAGUAGGGUAUACAUGGUUGUGUGAUGAGGCAUGUAUGUUUAGUAGGGUAUACCUGGUCUGUGUGAUGAGGCCUGUAUGUUUAGUAGGGUAUACCUGGUCUGUGUGAUGAGGCCUGUAUGUUUAGUAGGGUAUACCUGGUCUGUGUGGUGGGUCCUCUACGUUAGGUUAGACGGUAUACCUGGUCUGUGUGAUGAGGCCUGUAUGUUUAGUAGGGUAUACCUGGUCUGUGUGAUGAGGCCUGUAUGUUUAGUAGGGUAUACCUGGUCUGUGUGAUGAGGCCUGUAUGUUUAGUAGGGUAUACCUGGUCUGUGUGAUGAGGCCUGUAUGUUUAGUAGGGUAUACCUGGUCUGUGUGAUGAGGCCUCUACGUUAGGUUAGACGGUAUACCUGGUCUGUGUGGUGGGUCCUCUACGUUAGGUUAGACGGUAUACCUGGUCUGUGUGGUGGGUCCUCUACGUUAGGUUAGACGGUAUACCUGGUCUGUGUGGUGGGUCCUCUACGUUAGGUUAGACGGUAUACCUGGUCUGUGUGGUGGGUCCUCUACGUUAGGUUAGACGGUAUACCUGGUCUGUGUGGUGGGUCCUCUACGUUAGGUUAGACGGUAUACCUGGUCUGUGGGUGGGUCCUCUACGUUAGGUUAGACGGUAUACCUGGUCUGUGUGGUGGGUCCUCUACGUUAGGUUAGACGGUAUACCUGGUCUGUGUGGUGGGUCCUCUACGUUAGGUUAGACGGUAUACCUGGUCUGUGUGGUGGGUCCUCUACGUUAGGUUAGACGGUAUACCUGGUCUGUGUGGUGGGUCCUCUACGUUAGGUUAGACGGUAUACCUGGUCUGUGUGGUGGGUCCUCUACGUUAGGUUAGACGGUAUACCUGGUCUGUGUGGUGGGUCCUCUAUGUUAGGUUAGACGGUAUACCUGGUCUGUGUGGUGGGUCCUCUACGUUAGGUUAGACGGUAUACCUGGUCUGUGUGGUGGGUCCUCUACGUUAGGUUAGACGGUAUACCUGGUCUGUGUGGUGGGUCCUCUACGUUAGGUUAGACGGUAUACCUGGUCUGUGUGGUGGGUCCUCUACGUUAGGUUAGACGGUAUACCUGGUCUGUGUGAUGAGGCCUGUGGAUCUGUAGUAAUGUUUCUGUGUGACCAGGUUGUUGCAGCUCCAGUGGAAGCAGGACUUGGACCUGGGCCUGGACCUCAUCAGCAAGGCCAUCGAGAUCGACAAUAAAUGUGACUUUGCCUACGAAACCAUGGGAACUAUUGAAGUUCAAAGGUUAGCUGAAUACUUUUUAAAUAUUGCCCAGUAAUAAACACUUAAUACACACUUUGGAGUUUGGUUUAAAAUAAAAUAACUGAAGUUUAGGUUUAUCUGCCGACACACUACCGUUCAAAUGUUUGGGGUCACUUAGAAAUGUCCUUGUUUUCGAAAGAAAUGCUUUUUUUUGUCCAUUAAAAUAACAUCAAAUUGAUCAGAAAUACAGUGUAGACAUUGUUAAUGUUGUAAAUGGCUAUUGUAGCUGGAAACGGCUGAUUUUUAAUGGAAUAUCUACAUAGGCGUACAGAGGCCCAUUAUCAGCAACCAUCAGUCCUGUGUUCCAAUGGCACGUUGUGUUUGCUAAUCCAAGUUUAUCAUUUUAAAAGGCUAAUUGAUCAUUAGAAAACCCUUUUGCAAUUAUGUUAGCACAGCUGAAAACUGUUGUGCUGAUUUAAAGAAGCAAUAAAACUGGCCUCCUUGAGACUAGUUGAGUAUCUGGAGCAUCAGCAAUUGUGGGUUCGAUUACAGGCUCAAAAUGGCCAGAAACAAAUCACUUUCUUAUGAAACUCAUCAGUCUAUUCUUGUUCUGAGAAAUGAAGGCUAUUUCAUGCGAGAAAUUGCCAAGAAACUGAAGAUCUCGUACAACGCUGUGUACUACUCCCUUCACAGAACAGCGCAAACUGUCUCUAACCAGAAUAGAAAGAGGAGUGGGAGGCCCCGGUGCACAACUGAGCAAGAGGACAAAUACAUUAGAGUGUCUAGUUUGAGAAACAGGCGCCUCACAGGUCCUCAACUGGCAGCUUCAUUAAAUAGUACCCGCAAAACACCAGUCUCAACGUCAACAGUGAAGAGGCGACUCUGGGAUGCUGACCUUCUAGGCAGAGUUGCAAAGAAAAAGCCAAAUCUCAGACUGGCCAAUAAAAAGAAAAGAUUAAGAUGGGCAAAAGAACACAGACACUGGACAGAGGAAGAUUGGAAAAAAGUGUUAUGGACAGACGAAUCGAAGUUUGAGGUGUUCGGAUCACAAAGAAGAACAUUUGUGAGACCCAGACCAAAUGAAAGGAUGCUGGAGGAGUGCUUGAUGCCAUCUGUCAAGCAUGGUGGAGGCAAUGUGAUGGUCUGGGGGUGCUUUGGUGGUGUUAAAGUGGGAGAUUUGUACAGGGUAAAAGGGAUCUUGAAGAAGGAAGGCUAUCACUCCAUUUUGCAGAGCCACGCCAUACCCUGUGGACGGCGCUUGAUUGGAGCCAAUUUCCUCCUACAACAGGACAAUUACAUUUUACAUUUUAGUCAUUUAGCAGACACUCUUAUCCAGAGCGACUUAGUCAGUGAGUGCAUACAUUUUCAUACUGGCCACCCGUGGGAAUCGAACCCACAACCCUGGUGUUGCAAACGCCAUGCUCUACCAACUGAGCUACAAUGACCCAAAGCACAGCUCCAAACUAUGCAAUAACUAUUUAGGGAAGAAGCAGUCAGCUGGUAUUCUGUCUAUAGUGGAGUGGCCAGCACAGUCACCGGAUCUCAACCCUAUUGAGCUGUUGUGGGAGCAGCUUGACCGUAUGGUACGUAAGAAGUGCCCAUCAAGCCAAUCCAACUUGUGGGAGGUGCUUCAGGAAGCAUGGGAUGAAAUCUCAAAUUGACAACUAGAAUGCCAAAGGUCUGCAAGGCUGUAAUUUCUGCAAAGGGAGGAUUCUUUGAUGAAAGCAAAGUUUGAAGGACACAAUUAUUAUUUCUAUUAAAAAUCAUUAUUUCUAACCUUGUCAAUUUAUUUAAUUUUUUUAUUUGACCUUUAUUUAACUAGGCAAAUCAGUUAAGAACAAAUUCUUAUUUACAAUGACGGCCUACACCGGCCAAACCCGGACGACGCUGGGCCAAUUGUGCGCCGCCCUAUGGGACUCCCAAUCACGGCCGGUUGUGAUACAGCCUGGAAUCGAACCAGGGGUGUCUGUAGUGACGCCUCGAGCACUGAGAUGCAGUGCCUUAGACCGCUGCGCCACUCGGGAGCCCAGUCAAUGACUACAUUUCCUAUGCAUUUUGCUAUAUUUCCUAUUCAAACUCAUUUCAUGUAUGUUUUCAUGGAAAACAAGGACAUUUCUAAGUGACCCCAAACUUUUGAACGGUAGUGUACAUCAAAUGUGAUGUCAUACAAUGUACACUGGGUGGACAAAACUUUAGGAACACCUGCUCUUUCCAUAAUAUAUAGACUGACCAGGUGAAUCCAGGUGAAAGCUAUGAUCCCUUAUUGAUGUCACUUGUUAAAUCGACUUCAGUCAGUGUAGAUGAAGGGGAGGAGACAGGUUAAAGAAGGAUUUUUAAGCAUUGACACAAUUGAGACAUGGAUUGUGUAUGUGUGCCAUUCAGAGGGUGAAUGGGCAAGACAAAAUAAUGAAGUGCCUUUGAACGGGGUAUGGUAGUAGGUGCCAGGCGCAUCGGUUUGUGUCAAGAACUGCAACGCUGCUGGGUUUUUCACGCACAACAGUGUCCCGUGUGUAUCAAGAAUGGUCCACCACCCAAAGGACAUCCAGCCAACUUUAUAUAACUGUGGGAAGCAUUGGAGUCAACAUGGGCCAGCAUCCCUGUGGAACGCUUUCAACACCUUGUAGAGUCCCCAUGCCCGACGAAUUGAGGCUGUUCUGAGGGUGAAAAGGAGGUGCAACUCAAUCAUUAGAAAGGUGUUCCUAAUGUUUUGUACACAGUGUAUAAAAGACAUGUUAAAAAAUAACUAAUUUAUUAACAUCCGUCUCUCACUCCCAGGGGGAACCUGGACAAGGCAAUAGACAUGUUCAACAAGGCCAUCAACCUGGCCAAGUCAGAGAUGGAGAUGGCCCACCUGUACUCGCUGUGUGACGCGGCCUACGCCCAGACUGAGGUAGCCAGGAAGUACGGGCUGAAGCCACCAACGCUGUAACUGCCCUGUCACAUGACCCACCCGACCCAAGCCCCUCCCACUCUCCACUGCUGAACCUGAUCUAUUAUAACUGCAGAUGUUUUGGUUUUGUAGACAUGCUGAUCUGUGACUCGGUCCUCCCCCCCUCCCCCCCAGGACAGAGUUUGAGAAACGCUGCACUGCAUGAUCAUGUUUACGUCACUUUUGAAUUGAGCUGUAACAAAGGAGAGAUGCUUUACUGUUCACAGCCAAGGCUAGAACCUAAGCAUCGGGUGAUUAAUGGUCUUAACCCACACACCCCUCUUCUCUCAGUACUUAGUUUAACCCAGACCACCAACCCUUAU
Molecule: messenger RNA, 69019 nt
Organism: Coregonus sp. 'balchen'
Lineage: Eukaryota; Metazoa; Chordata; Actinopteri; Salmoniformes; Salmonidae
Source: the annotation of a GenBank genome assembly